Molecule: messenger RNA, 49799 nt
Organism: Coregonus sp. 'balchen'
Lineage: Eukaryota; Metazoa; Chordata; Actinopteri; Salmoniformes; Salmonidae
Source: the annotation of a GenBank genome assembly
AUGUACUGGAGCAAGGGUUCCCCAUUCAAGUCCCUCAGUGCUGUCCUGUCUGCUGGUGCUGCCAAGGUGCUACCUCUCACCAGUCAAAGUUCACAUUCCAGGUGGUCUUUUUCUCCAGCCAAGCUGUGCGUCUUAGAAGACUGCUAUAUCGUAUUAAUGUAGUUUCUUGAGACAUCACACACUUCUCUCAGCGUUGUGAGAUAUAUCGUCUCUGCAGAAUGACUGCAGAAAAGAUCACCAUUGCAUAUAAUUUGUAUUCUAUGCUAGAAUGAGAGUAAUGGCAAUGUCGUCUUGUCAGAGAGAGAACAUGGGGAAUUGGCUGAGGUAGAGGAAGGCGAUGUUGGUAGAAGCAUGGCUGUGGGUAGACGAGAGCAGAAUGCAUCUGAUGGCUGGGUGAUCUAAGCAUACAUGGUCAACUGGAGCCACUGUAACGAGAGGACAGGAGAUGAAAGAAACAGAAGAGGACGAGUUAAUGGAGUGAAUUCCCCUUUGUAGGGACGUGAUGUGACCUUUGUAGCACAGUGGCCUACUGGGCUUACCUCGAGGACGUUGAGCUUGAUUAUACCGUCUCCGUCUCUGUCAAAGGCAUGGAACGUCCCUGCGAAGAGACCCCUUACAGAUCAAACAGUACCUCUACCAGUGGAGGCUGCUGAGGGGAGGACGGAUCAUAAUAAUGGCCGGAAUGGAGCAAAUGGAAUGGCAUAAACACAUGGAAACCAUGUGUUUGAUACCAUUCCACCAAUAGCGCUCCAGCCCUUACCACGAGUCCGUCCUCCCCAAUUAAGGUGCCACCAACCUCCUGUGACAUCCACAUUUUUGUCAUUUUAGCAGAUACUCUUAUCCAGAGCAACUUACAGUUAGUGAGUGCAUAUAUUUUCAUACUGGCCCCCCCGUGGGAAUCGAACCCACAACCCUGGCGUUGCAAGCUCCAUGCUCUACCAACUGAGCUACACGUGACCUCCACCUAUCUUUCUCUGUUUUCUCUGACUCUUAUUCAAUGAGACAUGAAUGCGUGUUGAUGUUUCUGGUGGAAUUUACAUUAAUCAAACCAGUGUGUACUUACUGAACAUGCCCUCUAGCCUGACGAAGCAGCAGAUGAAGCUGUCAAAGUCGAUAUUGAGGUGCUCGUCAGCGUAGCGCAUGGUGAUGAUGUCAUACAGCUGGUUGUUUAGACGGAACCCUAAGUGGGAUGGAGGGAAAAAAAGUGGAAUGGAUACAAGAUGAAGGAUUUGCUGUAACGACAGUGGAAGAUAUUUUAAUGUUUUUUUUUCAUGUGCAAAGUACAGUAAAAUGCCUUGCAUGCUCUUUCCCAACAAUGCAAUAAUCAAUAUACUGUAUGUAGUACAACAAAAAAAUACAAAAGUCAAGAACAACUGUGAUGGAAAAUGUUCUCGUGUGAAGAGACAGCCUUGAAAAAGUUAAUUUUGUAUUUCGUGUCGUAAAUAAUCCUUGGUUCCUGCCUGUGCUUGGUAAAGAUAUGAGGGGGGGGUGACAUGACCCCCUCCUUAAAACCAUCUGGCAGAAUGCCCAGAAUAUGUUCUAUAAGUUAAGAUAGGAGACGGAGCCAGACACAUGCAGGAACCAACCCUAUGAACCAUGCAAAUACAACUUCUCUGUAAGCAGUAUAUAAGAGAACUAACGGGACUUUUAAGCAGGUCAACAUUCACAAGGCCGCAGAGCCAGACGGAUUACCAGGACGCGUACUCCGAGCAUGCGCUGACCAACUGGCAAGUGUCUUCACUGACAUUUUCAACAUGUCUCUGACUGAGUCUGUAAUACCAACAUGUUUCAAGCAGAUCACCAUAGACCCUGUGCCCAAGAACACUAAGAUAACCUGCCUAAAUGAGUACCGACCCGUAGCACUGACGUCUGUAGACUUGAAGUGCUUUGAAAAGCUGAUCAUGGCUCACAUCAACACCAUUAUUCCAGACCCACUGAAUUUGCAUACCACCCCAACAGAUCCACAGAUGAUGCAAUCUCUAUUGCACUCCACACUGCCCUUUCCCACCUGGACAAGAGGAACACCUACGUGAGAAUGCUAUUCAUUGACUACAGCUCAGCGUUCAACACCAUAGUGCCCUCAAAGCUCAUCACUAAGCUAAGGACCCUGGGACUAAACACCUCCCUCUGCAACUGGAUCCUGGACUUCCUGACGGGCCGCCCCCAGGUGGUAAGGGUAGGUAACAACAUCUGCCACGCUGAUCCUCAACACAGGGGCCCCUCAGGGGUGCGUGCUCAGUCCCCUACUGUACUCCCUGUUCACCCAUGACUGCAUAGCCAGGCACGACUCCAACACCAUCAUUAAGUUUGCAGACGACACAACAGUGGUAGGCCUGAUCACCGACAACGAUGAGACAGCCUAUAGGGAGGAGGUCAGAGACCUGGCCGUGUGGUGCCAGGAUAACAACCUCUCCCUCAACGUGAUCAAGACAAAGGAGAUGAUUGUGGACUACAGGGGAAAAAAAGAGGACUGGGCACGCCCCCAUUCUCAUCGACGGGGCUGUAGUGGAACAGGUUGAGAGCUUCAUGUUCCUUGGUGUCCACAUCACCAACAAACUAUCAUGGUCCAAACACACCAAGACAGUCGUGAAAAGGGCACGACAAAGCCUAUUCCCCCUCAGAUCCUCAAAAAGUUCUACAGCUGCACCAUCGAGAGCAUUUAAUUAUUUGUAUUUUUUACUUCACUUACAGUGAGGGAAAAAAGUAUUUGAUCCCCUGCUGAUUUUGUACGUUUGCCCACUGACAAAGAAAUGAUCAGUCUAUCAUUUUAAUGGUAGGUUUAUUUGAACAGUGAGAGACAGAAUAACAACAACAAAAUCCAGAAAAACGCAUGUCAAAAAUGUUAUAAAUUGAUUUGCAUUUUAAUGAGGGAAAUAAGUAUUUGACCCCUAUGCAAAACAUGACUUAGUACUUGUUGGCAAUCACAGAGGUCAGACGUUUCUUGUAGUUGGCCCAUUUUCAAUGCCCUGGCUGAGGGAAGGAGGUUCUCACCCAAGAUUUGACCGUACAUGGCCCCGUCCAUCGUCCCUUUGAUGCGGUGAAGUUGUCGUGUCCCCUUAGCAGAAAAACACCCCCAAAGCAGAAUGUUUCCACCUCCAUGUUUGACGGUGGGGAUGGUGUUCUUGGGGUCAUAGGCAGCAUUCCUCCUCCUCCAAACACGGCGAGUUGAGUUGAUGCCAAAGAGCUCAAUUUUGGUCUCAUCUGACCACAACACUUUCACCCAGUUCAAUUUAAAGUCAAUUUAAAUGAUUCUGUAUAAAAAUAAAUAAUAAAACCAAUAAAACUGAACAAUAAAAAAAAGUACCCAUAGUCUUAUGAGAAAGCUAUUCACUAGUCUUAUGGUGAGAAGACUAGAGCGAGGGCGAGUAACGGUACCAUGGAAAGCCCCGCUGACAGCUGUCUGUAGGUAGUGUCUACGUGGUCUGCAGCCACUACUAAUAGCACGUGGUGUUAUUAUAUAUGUAUAGGAGGUAGCGGCAAGAGAACUUGUUGAAGAUACAUAUGGUGCAUAGGAAGUAAUAACAAGAGAAUCGUUGAAGAUGCACAUGGGGUAAUAAGGGAGAUUACCGAGUGUGUUUGGGAAUAGUACUAAGUGAAUGUGGAUGUGAAAGUUGUGUGAGUGUGGAAAGGACGUGUUGAUCUGAUUGAAAUGUGGAUAUUACGCUGAUUGACAUUUGUAUAACAAGAUAAUUGAAAUGUGGAUAAUAAGCUGAUUGAAAUUUGGAUAAUAAGAGGUUUGAAAUUUUGCUAUUAAGUACUGAGUGAGUGAGAGCUGUCAGGGGACGAGCUCCGAUGUGAAAGAGUUGAAUGAACACCCCAAACAAUUGUGUGAGCUGAGUUUUUUUAAUCUAUAAUGUCAUCUACGGUUCUGUCCACCACUGCCAGUCGGAUCUACAGGUAGAGGAUAACAUGUCUCAGGAUCCCAAUCGAGGGUAACAUGUCUCAGAGGAUAACAUGUCUCAUUAGUAAUGAGGAUAACAUAACAUGUCUCAUUAGAGGAUCACAUGAUAACACGUCUCAUUAGUAACGAGGAUAACAUGUCUCAGGAGGGUAACAUGAUAACACGUCUCAUUAGUAACGAGGAUAACAUGUCUCAGGAGGGUAACAUGUCUUAUUAGUAAUGAGGAUAACAUGUCGCAGGAGGGUAACAUGACUCAUUAGAGAUAGCGAGGAUAACAUGUCUCAUCAGUGGAGUUUGAUGGUAUAUAAAAAAGAAACGUCCUCUCACUGUCAACUGCAUUUAUUGUGCCCAUAGGCGACAUUGUUGCCAGUGAUGUCUGGUGAGGACCUGCCUUACAACAGGGCUACAAGCCAUCAGUCCAGUCUCUCUCAGCCUAUUGCGGACAGUCUGAGCACUGAUGGAGGGAUUGUGCGUUCCUGGUGUAACUUGGGCAGUUGUUGCCAUCCUGUACCUGUCCCACAGGUGUGAUGUUCGGAUGUACCGAUCCUGUGCAGGUGUUGUUACACGUGGGCUGCCACUGCGAGAACGAUCAGCUGUCCGUCCUGUCUCCCUGUAGUGCUGUCUUAGGCGUCUCACAGUACGGACAUUGCAAUUUAUUGCCCUGGCCACAUCUGCAGUCCUCACGCCUCCUUGCAGCAUGCCUAAGGCACAUUCACGCAGAUGAGCAGGGACCCUGGGCAUCUUUCUUUUGGUGUUUUUCAGAGUCAGUAGAAAGGCCUCUUUAGUGCCCUAAGUUUUCAUAACUGUGACCUUAAUUACCUACCAUCUGUAAGCUGUUAGUGUCUUAACGACCGUUCCACAGGUGCAUGUUCAUUAAUUGUUUAUGGUUAAUUGAACAAGCAUGGGAAACAGUGUUUAAACCCUUUGCAUUUUACAUUUACAUUUUAGUCAUUUAGCAGACGCUCUUAUCCAGAGCGACUUACAGUUAGAGUGCAUACAUUUUUUCAUUUUUAUAAUUUACAAUGAGGAUCUGAAAUUAUUUGCAUUUUUACAAAUUAUCUUUGAAAGACAGGGUCCUGAAAAAGGGACAUUUCUUUUUUUGCUGAGUUUAGUUAUUAUGUGUGUGGAGAUAUGAAAGGAGAAAGUACUAUUCCCGAAUAUGCUGUUACUAGAGAUAGUAACAUAUGAAGAGUAUAAUGGGUUACUAGAGAUUUGAUGAAGUAACAAUAGAAAAAAUAAUAUACAACUUGCACACCCACACGUAGACGUACGUAAGUGGUGUAAAAAGUAUUAAGAUAAAUUAAUAGUAUAAUGGGUUACUAGAUUUGAUAAAGUAACAACGUAUCAAUGUAUAAUGGGUUACUAGAGUUUAACUUGCUUGGUAGAGACUUAUUAUGGACAGAGCACGCCAUCUAUAGGAGACUGAUACAGUGCCAGCCCAGUUAUAGUGAAAGUUGAUCCCAGAAAUGUGAUCUCUUCCCUUCUGAAUUAGCCGAUGCAUUUUAUAAAUUCGGCGCAUUACAUGUUAAUCUCAAAAUAAGACAUUUAAUAAGUGUGAAGCAGAAAGUGAAUAUCCAACAGAAAUUGGUAGUAAAUAUUAAAGAGUAACAUUGUUUGUUUUUUUGGGGGGGGGGGAUGGAUCAGCUUAAUAUUGCAGAUAGAUUUUAUCUUCUAUCAAUGUAAUUGUCUGCAUCACUUCCAAUCCCCCAUGUUUUUUAUAUAUAUACUCCCCUUUAUUAAUUUUCAACCCCGCCAUCCUUUCCCUACUUGGAGUAAAUUAGUGAACAACAAUGCCCAGGCCUCUACUUCUGGUCUAUACUUACUAUCUACACCUUAUGGACACAGUUAAUUUUACAAUUUUUAUAUAUAUAUAUAUAUAUAUAUAUUUAUUUAUUUUGCUCCUGAACUUCUUCUACUCUCAACCUCUCCGAUCAUUUUCAUGAUGUCCAUCCGGUUUGCUUCUAUAUGCCAUAUCUUUCCAACUGUGCUCUUUCCCAAAAGCUCCCAACAUACAACCUAUAUACUUAUUAUGGACACAGUAUGCUUACAUUAUUAGCUAUCUUUGUUAUUAUUUGUUGUUAUUUGUUAUUAGUCCCAUCCUUCAACUCUAUUCAAUACCUCCCAUCUAUCUCUUAACAUCAUCCAUAUAGGAUUUCUAUAAGAGUAACAUUGUUAGGGUAGACUAAAAUGAAAACAAUGCCUUCCAAUACGGAGAAAGUUAUCAUGUUUGUUUUGUUUUAAACCUUACAAUUGGGGUGAAAGCAGAACAGUGUUUGAGAGUGAUCCGUGUGUAUUAGCCGUAGUGAUUGAGAAGGUCUUCCUAUUGGGAAGGGAGUCCUGGUUAUGGAGACUAGUGAAAGUUACAAAGUGAAUGGCAAUAUUAGUGUCUUAGUAAUUUGAAGAAGUAAAUGUUUCAAUACAAGGUCACAUGAUGAACAGAGGGAUUGAGCAUUGGGACUGAUAUUAAAUUAGAGGCCGCCAUCUGUUGUUUGGGUUAAAGAUAAGCUUCCUGUGGAAAAUAAGUAGUUCUCACUGAACUCAAACAGGCUGUAAGGGACACAGUGGGACAUUUGGGACAGAGGUAUGAAUAAUUGAAUAAGAUACUUUUUUGACCAUUUCCAAUUAUUAUUACUCAAUUCUAUAGAUUUAAGUAAGAAGGUCAUGUCAUCUAAAACAAUGAUCUGUUUCCAUUACGAGGAACUGUGUCCAGAUUUGAAGUAGAUCCAAGUAAAUGUUUUUAGUACCGAAUAUUGAGCUGAUAAGCCAGCAACAACUUUUUGAAGGUCCUAACAGAUUUGUUAAACAACAGGUUUUAUAUUUUGGCUAGUUGAUGUCACAGGUACCGAACAUAUGUCAAUGCAGCAGGAAAAAAUGACGAGAUUACAGGAGAGGGGCUCUGGGAUUGUUUAGUUUAGAAGGUGCCUAUUUCUGCUUGACGGGACACUGUAUCAUCUGAUGUGUCUGAAGUAUUAUUUUGUAUAUGGAUGGUUUUAUCAAGACUUCCUGCCCAAGAUACAGUAAAGCUCAAUUUUAUACACCUGUCAGCAACAGGUGUGGCUGAAAUAGCCGAAUCCAUUUGAAGGGGUGUCCACAUACUUUUGUAUUUAUAGUGUAUGUAUAGGGGUAAAGUGACAUCAAAUAGAAUGGUCAAUGCAGAUUGUUCGUGUAGCCAUUUUAUUAGCCAUUUAGCAGUAUUUAGCUGUAUGGGACGGCUGUCAAUCCUUUGGUCCUUAAAUGAAACUGAUAUACUUUUUUAUUUAUCACAGUUUUCCUUAACCAAUUAUGUUCUUUAAUGCAAGGCCGACAGACAAGUUCCUUACUUUCUCCCCCUUCCACUUUCCUCUUCCAUCUUUGCGGUAAGGCUGCAAUUAUUUGGUUGUAAUUUUGGGUAGAGCAGACAUUUCCAUAUGUUUUUGUUAGCUGCAUGUGCAACAUAACUCCACCAGUCCUACCGAUGAUAUCAUUUACGAAGAUUAUACCUUUUUUAAACAUUCUGUCAAAAAAUAAAGUUUUUUUGUCAAUUAGUAUAUUUGAAUUUAACCACAAUAUUUGUUGCAUUAUUUGUUCUGUCGUUUCUGGAGGAUUAAAUUGAAACCAACUUUCUAUGGCUUGUUUUAGAAAUAGUGAUAUUUGGGAGAUGAUUUCCUUUUCAAAUAACUGAAAGUGAGUGGUUGUAAUCUGAAUAAAGGGAAAAAGGCCAUUCUUGAACAUUGGGUGAGACAAUCUUACUAAUUUGCUUGAGAACCAGUUCGGAUUGAAGUAUAACUUUUGUAUGACUGAAGCUUUUAGUGAUAGGUCUAAUGCUUUAAUAUUUAAUCAUUUCUGUCCUCCGAAUUCAUAUUCAUUAUAUAAAUAGGCCCGUUUAAUUUUGUCUGGCUUGCCGUUCCAAAUAAAAUGGAAUCUUUUUUUCUCAUAUAAUUUAAAAAACUGUUCGCUAGGCGUAGGCAAGACCAUAAGCAAAUAGGUAAACUGGGAUAAUACUAAAGAGUUAAUCAGGGUGAUUUUUCCACAAAUUGACAGGUAUUUACCUUUCCAUGGUAGCAAGAUCUUAUCUAUUUUUGCUAACUUUCUAUUAAAAUGUAUUGAAGUGAGAUCAUUUAUUUCCUUUGGGAUAUGUAUUCCGAGUAUAUCCACAUCACCAUCAGACCAUUUUAUUGGUAAACUACAUGGUAAAGUAACAUUUUUAUUUUUUAGUGAUCCAAUACGUAGUAUUGUACAUUUGUCAUAAUUCGGUUGUAAUCCAGAGAGGUUAGAAAAUGUAUCUAGAUCCUCUGAGGCUGUGGAGGGAUUCUAGUUGUGGAUUUAAAAGAAAACAUGAAUCAUCAGUGUACAAUGACACCUUUGUUUUUAAGCCCUGGAUUUCUAAUCCUCUGAUAUUAUAGAUAUGCCGAUAGUGGACAACCUUGUUUCACUCCUCUUGACAGUUUAAAACUUUCUGAGAAAUAGCCAUUAUUUACUAUUUUACACCUAGGGUUACUAUACAUGAUUUUGACCCAUUUUAUAAGAGAUUCUCCAAAAUUGAAAUGCUCCAGACAUUUAUAUAUAAACCCCAGUCGUACUUUAUCAAAUGCCUUUUCGAAGUCUGCUAUGAAUAGCAGGCCUGGUUUCCCAGAUUUUCCAUAGUGUUCUAUUGUUUCCAAUACUUGCCUUAUAUUAUCUCCAAUGUAUCUUCCAUGUAAAAAACCUGUCUGAUUAGAAUCAAUAAUAUUCGACAAUACCUUUUUAAUUCUAUGCGCUAUACAUUUUGCUAGAAUUUUUGCAAUAUUUAGCAGUCUUAUUGCUUGGGAAUAGAAGCUGUUCAGGAGCCUGUUGGUGUCAGACUUGAAUCACCAGUAUUGCUUGCUGUGCGGAAGCAGAGAGAACAGUCUAUUUUAUUUUUUUAUUUUUAUUUCACCUUUAUUUAACCAGGUAAACCAGUUGAGAACAAGUUCUCAUUUACAACUGCGACCUGGCCAAGAUAAAGCAAAGCAGUGCGAUAAAAACAACAACACAGAGUUACAUAUGGGGUAAAACAAAACAAAGUAAAAAAAAAUACAACAGAAAUACAUAUAUACAGUGUGUGCAAAUUUAGCAAGUUAUGGAGGUAAGGCAAUAAAAUAGGCUAUAGUGCAAAAUAAUUACAAUUAGUAUUAACACUGGAAUGAUAGAUGUGCAAGAGAUGAUGUGCAAAUAGAGAUACUGGGGUACAAAUGAGCUAAAUAAAUAACAAUAUAGGGAUGAGGUAGUUGGGCGGGCUAAUUUCAGAUGGGCUGUGUACAGGUGCAGUGAUCGGUAAGGUGCUCUGACAACUGAUGCUUAAAGUUAGUGAGGGAGAUAAGUGUCUCCAGCUUCAGAGAUUUUUGCAAUUUGUUCCAGUCAUUGGCAGCAGAGAACUGGAAGGAAUUGCGGCCAAAGGAGGUGUUGGCUUUGGGGAUGACCAGUGAGAUAUACCCGCUGGAGCGCAGACUACGGGUGGGUGUUGCUAUGGUGACCAAUGAGCUAAGAUAAGGCGGGGAUUUGCCUAGCAGUGAUUUAUAGAUGGCCUGGAGCCAGUGGGUUUGGCGACGAAUAUGUAGUGAGGACCAGCCAACAAGAGCGUACAGGUCACAGUGGUGGGUAUUAUAUGGGGCUUUGGAGACAAAACGGAUGGCACUGUGAUAGACUACAUCCAAUUUGCUGAGUAGAGUGUUGGAGGCUAUUUUAUAAAUGACAUCGCCGAAGUCAAGGAUCGGUAGGAUAGUCAGUUUUACGAGGGCAUGUUUGGCAGCAUGAGUGAAGGAGGCUUUGUUGCGAAAUAGGAAACCGAUUCUAGAUUUAACUUUGGAUUGGAGAUUCUUAAUGUGAGUCUGGAAGGAGAGUUUACAGUCUAACCAGACACCUAGAUAUUUGUAGUUGUCCACAUACUCUAGGUCAGACCCGUCGAGUGUAGUGAUUCUAGUCGGGUGGGCGGGUGCAAGCAGCGUUCGGUUGAAGAGCAUGCAUUUAGUUUUACUAGUGUUUAAGAGCAGUUGGAGGCUACUGAAGGAGUGUUGUAUGGAAUUGAAGCUCGUUUGGAGGUUUGUUAACACAGUGUCCAAUGAAGGGCCAGAUGUAUACAAAAUGGUGUCGUCUGCGUAGAGGUGGAUCUGAGAGUCACCAGCAGCAAGAGCGACGUCAUUGAUAUACACAGAGAAAAGAGUCGGCCCAAGAAUUGAACCCUGUGGCACCCCCAUAGAGACUGCCAUAGGUCCAGACAACAGGCCCUCCGAUUUGACACAUUGAACUCUAUCUGAGAAGUAGUUGGUGAACCAGGCGAGGCAGUCAUUUGAGAAACCAAGGCUAUUUAGUCUGCCAAUAAGAAUGCGGUGGUUGACAGAGUCGAAAGCCUUGGCCAGGUCAAUGAAAACGGCUGCACAGUACUGUCUAUUAUCGAUCACGGUUAUAAUAUCGUUUAGGACCUUGAGCGUGGCUGAAGUGCACCCAUGACCAGCUCGGAAACCGGAUUGCAUAGCGGAGAAGGUACGGUGGGAUUCGAAAUGGUCGGUGAUCUGUUUGUUGACUUGGCUUUCAAAAACUUUUGAAAGGCAGGGCAGGAUGGAUAUGGGUCUGUAACAGUUUGGAUCUAGAGUGUCACCCCCUUUGAAGAGGGGGAUGACCGCGGCAGCUUUCCAAUCUCUGGGGAUCACAGACGUUACGAAAGAGAGGUUGAACGGUGGCUGGAGUGGCUGGGUGGCUGGAGUCUUUAACAAUUUUCCGGGCCUUCCUUUCACACUGCCUGGUAUAGAGGACCUGGAUGGCAGGGAGCUCGGCCCCAGUGAUGCACUGGACUGUCUGCACCAUAGCCAGUCAAGAUGCUUUCAAUUGUGCAGCUGUAGAACUUUUAGAGGAUUUGAGGGCCCAUGUCAAAUCCUUUCAACCUCCUGACUGUUUGUGUGUGUGGACCAUUUUAUAGGAGGUCCAUAAUACCCUUUUUACACUAGUACUGAGCCAAGAAAAAAAGAGUCUAGUCAACUCAUGGCUCUCAGGGAAGACUUCUAAGUCCAUUCACCUGGAGGCAAGUUCAGCAGAAUGAAACGUUUUGAAACGUUCAGAUAUAAAUAUGUAGAACAAACAUGCCUCUGACAUGUAGAAUAAUGAAUCACGUCGGCUCGAAUCAUGAUAUUUCUAUCUGUAACGUUAGAAAACGUUUGGCAACUGAACGUGGCCCUGCAAGGGCUGAACAAGUUUGUCCAUGGAGCUCACCUGCGUCAUUGACUGCGUUCCUCAUCUCAAAGCUGCUGAUGGUGCUGGAUUUGUCCUUGUCAUACUUCUUGAAGAUCAGCUGCACACAGUGAACACAUGAUGGUCAAUCUCAAUUAAUGACUGUUUGAAUAUUGUGCUGAAAAUGUGUAUUAUCUGCUGAUGAUCGCUGUUGGGCGAAUCUAUUGCUCUCAAACUCUAGGCGGCAUUCUGCUUUCUUCCUACAGUUUUCAGCCAUUACCUUCGCCCACGAUUACCUCGUGAACUAAAAUCCCCACGCUGUGUUUUAACGUUUACAAACGUAAAUAAUCAUUGCUUGUGUUAUGGCUUUCAAUACAAACAGCCUUUAUCUUUCAUCAGCAAGAAAGAAUCCUUCAAAUAAAAAAGAUGCAGUUACAGAUCCAUACAGCUAUGGGUGCCUCCAUCUGACGAAAAUUACACUUCCACUACUCUUCCCGAGUUACGCUUACUCACAGGUGUCCGGAGCAUGCUAGAUAGCUAAUUAGCACAGGUGGUCACCUCUUGUCUUCCAUCUGUUUUCUGUAAACAAGUGCUGUAACAUGGAGUUAUGGCCACGUGGGAACACUAACCCUAUCAAGGUGUGUAUCAAUUUAACCUUUUAUUUUUUGAAAAUUAUUGAUGAGGUCCUUAUGCUUCCAAAACCUUACUGAAGCGAUGCAUGUUAAUUUUCAGUUUGAGCGUCGGGGCUCUAAACAAAACUCCCCCAUACAGAAGGCGCCUUCAUCCUAACUUCCACUUAAGUCCAAAUUUCACUUAGCAGUGAUGGCAACGGGAGACUAAGAGUAAAUUCGACUUAAAUGGAAGUUAGGAUUUGCCCCUAAACCAUCAGGCUCUGGAGAGUUAUGGACAGGAAGAUCCUACCUGCCACGCUUUGAUCUUACUCCACAGGUGUUUGAACUCCUGCAGGUUCAGUUUUCCUGUGCCGUCCGUCUGAGAAGUAGUUAGGGUAGAAACACAGGCAAUAUUUCUCUCUUGGGCGUUUCCGUGUGAAGCAGUGGAGGCUGGUGGGAGGAGCUAUAGGGGGACGGGCUCAUUGUAAUGGCUGGAAUGGAAUGAAUGGAACGGAGUCCAGUUAUGUGGUUUCCAUGUUUGAUGUGUAUGAUACCGUUCCAUUAAUGCCCUUCCAGCCAUUACAAUAAGCCUGUCCUCCCAUAGGUCCUCCCACCAGCCUCCACUGGUGUGAAGAACUGCAUUUCAUAGAAUUGUAUAUAUUUUGAACUACUGCUUUUACUACUGUAUCCGUCCGUACCUUUAACAUUGUUGUUUGCUCUGUGUUUACAUAGAUAGGCAACCAGAGUAGCAGACAGAGAUGGUCUCAGAAACGUUCAAAUAGAGUUCCAGUAUAAAUCACAUGGAAGGAUACGUCCAUCAAAGCGAUCAUGCUCCGGCAACUCUCUAAGCUCAAGCCGUCCGUCUUCAUGUCAUUAUCUGUGGAGAAAAAUAUCAUUUAGAAGAUAAGUGCAUACUACAGAGUGGACACUAUGUGACAAGUGUACAGAAAGGACAUGGCAGGUGGCCAUCACAGGCGGUUGGUGGCACCUUAAUUGGGGGAGGACAGACUCGUGGUAAUGGCUGGAGCGGAAUAAGUGGAAUAGUAUCAAAUACUUCAAACAUUUCCAUUUCCAUUUCUUUAAUGCCAUUCCAUUCGCUCCGUUCCAGCCAUUUUGAUGAGCCGUCCUCCCCUCAGCAUCUUCCAAUGGUGGACAUAGUGGGCACAAGGGAAGAGGAAGGGUCCGGCAUUAAAAAUGAGGGAUCAUGACAGCACUCACGUUUUUCCAGUACCCUUUUCAUGACCACCUUGAGCUCGUUGGCACAGAUCUGCAUGUCCUAGAGAGGGGACAUAUCUCCUUUGAGCUGUGUGCAUGUAGACCUCUCAGAAUACCCUAUCCUUAUCGGCCCAAUCCCAUAUCAAACCUCUACCUCUAACCCCCUAUGCACUUGUGAAGAUCUGAGAGGAUUAGAUUCGUAUAAACAACAUGCUCAUUGGGUUUACUUACAUUCAAUUACCCUGACCAAUGCUCCCACUUUCCCCAGUCACACCAGCACUCACCUCCCCAGCAAUCUGCUGGUAAAUGGCCCUGAACAUUUUGUGUUCUCCGCUCUCCUCAUCCGGUUGCUGUGGUUUUGGCUGAUUGGGAAAGUGAAAGAUAGAAACUUUUAGAAAGAUCGAUGGAAGUGAAGGCAUGAUGUUAUCAGGUUUCAGGCUGGUUUAAAAAGUGUUAUAUCCCAACAUGCACUACACAAAGCCAUGCUAAUUUUGAUUGUAUUGUGGACAUCAGUAGACAAAUGGCAAAAGUCAAAUCUGCCCUAAAUGUCUAUCAUUUGUUUAUUCAUUACCCCUUUCGACCAGAGGAGGAGGAACCAUGGUAACCAAACAACAGCAAAUAUGAGUAUGUAAAUACACAGUUCUGAGAACAAGUGCAUUGUUACUGGAGAUUGGUUGACCUUCUAGAGCUGAUUGUGGAUCCGUGGGGGUGUCUGGUGGUCUCUCCCUGGUCAGGAUAGGACAGGAGAUGUUUUGUGGGCUGGGGUAGAUUGGGUUUCAGUCCUAUGACUGACCCCGUAUUUUGUUAGGUCAGAGGUUACACUAUGCUAAUAGUUACAUUGGAGAACGCAACAUGGUGUAAAAUGCCUACAGGUGGAAUUGUGUCAAGUGCAACUUGACUGGCAUCGUUUGGGUGCGUGCACACACACCUACACACACCUACACACAUAUACAUUCAUGCUACACACACAUCACAACUGCUGCUACCAGACUCUUAUUAUUUUGGCUAAAUUCCGCCCAAUUUAAACACUUAUCCCCCAAUCCCCUCCCUGUCUUGGCCACCUUGACAAACACAUGCCAUCACAAUAGGUUUCACCACAAUCACCCCUCCCCUCUGCCCCCCUCCUCUCUCAAAGGAGAACACCCCUCCCCUCUGCCCCCCUCCUCUCUCAAAGGAGAACACCCCUCCCCUCUGCCCCCCUCCUCUCUUAGAGGAGAACACCCCUCCCCUCUGCCCCCCUCCUCUCUUAAAGGAGAACACCCCUCCCCUCUGCCCCCCUCCUCUCUUAAUGGAGAACACCCCUCCCCUCUGCCCCCCUCCUCCCUUAAAGGAGAACACCCCUCCCCUCUGCCCCCCUCCUCCCUUAAAGGAGAACACCCCUCCCCUCUGCCCCCCUCCUCUCUUAAAGGAGAACACCCCUCCCCUUUGAACAACCUUGACUUUCUCUUUCUGCUCCUUCUCAACCUCGAUGUCAUCUUGCUCAAUCUCCUUGUUGGCCUUCGCUCUGUCUGAUACAAACACGAUGGGCUGGGGGUGGUAGUGGUGGGGUGGAUGGGUGGGGGGGUGGUGAGUGGUGGGGUGGAGGUGGGUGGAGUGGGGGUGGGGGUAGUGGUGGGGUGGAGCGGGUGGUGGAGUGGGGGGUGGAGUGGUGGGGUGGAGGUGGGUGGAGUGGGGGGGUGGGUAGUGGUGGGGUGGACGGUGGUGGAGUGGGGUGGUAGUGGUGGGUGGAGGUGGUGGAGUGGGGUGGUAGUGGGGUGGACGGUAGUGGGUGGGGGUGGUAGGUGGUGGAGGUGGGUGGGUGUGGUGGGGGUGGAGGGGGGGUAGUGUGGGGGGUGGGGUGGGUGGUAGUGGUGGGGUGGACGGUGGUGGAGUGGGGGUGGUAGUGGUGGGGUGGACGGUGGUGGAGUGGGGUGGGUAGGUGGUGGGGUGGCGGUAGUGGGGUGGGGUGGUAGUGGUGGGGUGGAUGGUGGUGGAGUGGGGUAGUAGUGUGGGGUGGAGGUGGGUAGUGUGGGUGGUGGUGAGUGGGGUGGUAGUGGUGGGUGGACGGGGUGGGGGUAGUGGGGGGUGGUAGUGUGGGGUGGGGUGGUGGUGGGUGUGGGGUGGAGGGGGAGUGGGGUGGAGUGGGGUGGUAGUGGUGGGUGGACGGUGGUGGAGUGGGGGUGGUAGGUGGGGGGUGGUAGUUGGUGGGAGUGGGGGUAGGUGGGUGAGUGGUGGAGGUGGUGGGUAGUGGGGUGGCGUGGGGGGUGGUAGUGGUGGGGUGGACGGUUUUGGGGUGGGUGGUGGUGGGUGGAUUGGUGGGUAGUGGUGGGGGGGUGGAAGGUGGGGGGGUGGAUGGUGGGGGGGUUGUAGUGGUGGGGUGGGGGUGGACAGUGGGGGGGGUUAGAGGUGACCAGAGGUAAGGGGAGAAGGUGGAUUGGGACGUGUGACACACAGGGGUUAGAGGUGAAAGACAGAAUAGAAGAAGAAAAUGACAGUAAGCUCAUUGGACGUAGACCAACAUUCCAUUACCCUGGAUCCCUAUCUGUUUGUGCUGUAUCUCCAACUCCUAUGUUUGGUAUAGUAACGGCCGUAGGAGUUGGGCUUCACAGCCCGAACAGAUCAGGGACCACCAGGCUAAUAUUCAAUUGGCUUCAAGUCUACAUGUGAAAUGACACUGGUUGCAAUGGUAAUUUAUUUAAUCUAGCGAGAAGUGAAAGAGGAUGUCGUGAAAAACAUCCUAUAUUCAAUGUCUCGGUCAUAAUUUGGUUAAAACCAAAGAGACUAUGAUGAUGCAUGCACACACAGUACCUUUCCUUUCUUUGUCCUGUUUUUGCCUUGCUGUCGGCGUGAGGCAGAAAUGGAAAAUAAACAUAGAAAUGAAAUGGAGAAGUUAACAUUGAAAUGAACAAUGAACAAUCAAACCCUGUUCCGUAAUAGUGACAAAGAGAGAGGGGGAGAUAGGGAGAGAGAGACAGACACAGAGACAGACAGAUUCAGACAGACAGAAAGACAAAGAGAGCGAGAGACACAGACAGAGAUUGUCAGUGGUGGGACUAUAUUCUUCAUUCAAGUUUGAGUGAUGUAUUUUUGGUAGGUGGAGGACAAAGACGCAGACAUACAGACAUGAACAGGUGCAUAUGGACAACAGGUGGAUUUUUAUUUUAUUUUAUUUAUUAGGAUCCCCAUUAGCCGACGCCAAUGGCGACAGCUAGUCUUACUGGUGUCCGACAUACAGUGCCAGUCAAAAGUUUGGACACACCUACUCAUUCCAGGGUUUUUCUUUAUUUUUACUAUUUUCUACAUUGUAGAAUAAUAGUGAAGACAUCAAAACUAUGAAAUAACACAUAUGGAAUUAUGUAGUAACCAAAAAAGUGUUAAACAAAUCAAAAUGUAUUUGAGAUGAGAUUCUUCAAAGUAGCCACCCAUUGCCUUGAUGACAGCUUUGCACACUCUUGGCGUUCUCUCAGCCAGCUUCAUGAGGUAGUCACCUGGAAUGCAUUUAAAUUAUCAGGUGUGCCUUGUUAAAAGUUAAUUUGUGGAAUUUCUUUCCUUCUUAAUGCGUUUGAGCCAAUCAGUUGUGUUGUGACAAGGUAGGGUGGGUAUACAGAAGAUAGCCCUAUUUGGUAAAAGACCAAGUCCAUAUUAUGGCAAGAACAGCUGAAAUAAGCAAAGAGAAAUGACAGUCCAUCAUUACUUCAAGACAUGAAGGUCAGUCAAUUUGGAAAACUUUAAGGACUUUGGAAGUUUCUUCAAGUGCAGUCGCAAAAACCAUCAAGCGCUAUGAUGAAACUGGUUCUCAUGAGGACCGCCACAGGAAAGGAAGACCCAGAGUUCAUUAGAGUUAACUGCACCUCAGAUUGCAGCCCAAAUAAAUGCUUCACAGAGUUCAAGUAACAGACACAUCUCAACAUCAACUGUUUAGAGGAGACUGCGUGAAUCAGGCCUUCAUGGUCGAAUUGCUGCAAAGAAACCACUACUAAAGGACAUUAGACUGGUGGAAAUCUGUCCAUUGGUCUGAUGAGUCCAAAUUUGAGAUUUAUGGUUCUAACUGCCGAGUCUUUGUGAGACGCAGAGUAGGUGAACGGAUGAUCUCCAGAUGACGUGGCCUCCACAAUCACCUGACCUCAACCCAAUUGAGAUGUUUUGGGAUGAGUUGGACCGCAGAGUGAAGGAAAAGCAGCCAACAAGUGCUCAGCAUAUGUGGGAACUCCUUCAAGACUGUUGGAAAAGCAUUCCAGGUGAUGUCCCCUGUAGCUCAGUUGGUAGAGCAUGGCGCUUGCAACGCCAGGGUUGUGGGUUCGUUUCCCACGGUGGGGCAGUAAGUCGCUCUGGAUAAGAGCGUCUGCUAAAUGACUAAAAUGUAAAAUGUAAGCUGGUUGAGAGAAUGCCAAGAGUGUGCAAAGCUGUCAUCAAGGCAAAGGGUGGCUACUUUGAAGAAUUUGUUUAACACUUUUUUGGUUACCACAUGAUUCCAUAUGUGUUAUUUCAUUUUGAUGUCUUCACUAUUAUUCUACAAUGUAGAAAAUAGUAAAAAUUAAGAAAAACCCUUGAAUGAGUAGGUGUGUCCAAACUUUUGACUGGUACUGUAAAUGAAAAAGACAUUACAGACAUUUACAAUUUAAAUACAUUAAAAAACAUUAACAUGUAGUUUGUGUGUGCAUCUAUCAGUUACACAUACAUGUCAGUAUAUACACACAACAAGUAGGUCACAUGGGGGAGAGGCAUGUGCCAUGAGGUGUUGCUUUAUUUGUUUUUUUAAACCAGGUUUGCUGUUCACUUGGGCUAUAUAAGACGGAAGGGAGUUCCAUGCACUCAUGGCUCUGUAUAAUACUGUACAUUUCCCUGAAUUUGUUCUGGACCUGGGGACUGUGAAAAGACCCCUGGUGGCAUGUCUGGUGGGGUAAGUGUGUGUCAGUGCUGUGUGUAAGUUGACUAUGCAAACAAUUAGGGAAUUCCAACACAUUAAUGUUUCUUAUAAAAACAAGAAGUGACACAUUCAGUUUUUUCUCAACUCUUAGCCCAGAAAGACUCACAUGCAUAGUAUUAGUAUUAGCCCUGUGAUUACAAUGAAGAGCAAGACGUGCCGCUCUGUUCUGGGCCAGCUGCAGCUUAACUAGGUCCUUCUUUGCAGUACUUGACCAUAUGACUGGACAAUAAUCAAGAUAAGAUCAAACUAGAGCCUGCAGGACUUGCUUUGUGGAGUGUGGUGUCAAAAAACACCAAGUAAUUUAGUCUCCUCAACUUGUUCAACAGCCACACCAUUCAUUACCAGAUUCAACUGAGGUCUAGAACGUAGGGAAUGAUUUGUACCAAAUACAAUGCUCUUAGUUUUAGAGAUGUUCAGGACCAGUUUAUUACUGGCCACCCAUUCCAAAGGAGACUGCAACUCUUUGUUAAGGGUUUCAGUGACUUCAUUAGCUGUGGUUGCUGAUGCGUAUAUGGUUGAAUCAUCAGCAUACAUGGACACACAUGCUUGUUUAAUGCCAGUGGCAGGUCAGAGAGAGAGGAGAGAGAGACGCGGGUCCAUUUACUAACCUCUAUUUGGUCUGACCUAAUUGUGUUUUCGGUUUCCCUGAGAGAGAACAGACAGACGUUACUCAUCACCAUGGCAGAAGAUCGAAGGCAUGGAAGCUUAAUAUAUACUGCCACUCUUGGGUGGGUGGCAUGCCACUCUUGACUGGCAUGGAGGCUUAACUUUUACUGCUACUCUUGGGUGGGUGGCAUGCCACUCUUGACUGGCAUGGAGGCUUAAUCUUUAAUGCUACUCUUGACUGGCAUGCCACCCACACAUGCCCCCACAUGCAGACUCUCACAUUCAGACACACACACACACACAGACACACAAAUGGCCACCCACAGAAACAAAUUCAUUCACACAAACACACACACACACACACACAAACUCCCUAACCCCUCCACCAUAGCAGCCCCUCUCUCCCUCCCCUCCCAGUCACUCACUCUGAGGUGCUGUUCUUCUCGGAGAAGACUCUGAGGAUGAACUCUCCCUCCUCGUGGGGUUCAAAGGUCGAAGGGAUGAUCACGUACUCCCCAGGGGGCAGGCAGAAUCGCUCGCUCACCUCACGCAGGUUGAUGUAGGACUUGCAUUUGGCCUUGGAGGCAUUGUAAAGGAAGAAGUCUUUCUGCAGGUGCUGCUGGCUCCCAACCAUCUGUAGCGAGAGAGGGGGAUAGAGGGAUAGAAAGAGAGGGGGGACAGAGGGGUGAUGCACUGGCACUGACUUAUCAUACUAUAAAAAGGGAUCUGACUUAUCAUACUAUAAAAAGGAAUCUGACUUAUCAUACUAUAAAAAAUAAUUUUUAAAAAUUACUUAAUCAGUAUAAUAGAAUAAAACAAAUGUCUAAGGCAGACCUGGGUAGAAUAUUUUCAAGUAUUUCACAUAUUUAUUUGACGCAGUUCUGCUAAAAUAAUAUGUAUUGUUAUCUGAACAUCUCUUGUGUAUUUUUGGUGUGUUGUGUGUAGGCUAUUUUAUAGCUAAGGUGGCAUGUUGAACACUAGUAACACCAAGACACAGCUUCAAGUUAAGACAGAGGUACACCUAGUUUUAAGUUCUGAAGCAGAGGCAGACUGACACACAUAAGUAGCACUUUGACCACAGUCAGGUGACUACUGGGACAGCCCUGACAUCAGCUCUGACAUCAUCACACCAAGGUCCUCCUUCACCUGGCCAUCAUACCUCUUUGGGCACCUGAGGACAAGAAACAACAAAGAAAAGUCAGUAUCACCAUGACUACAGUGCCUAUUCAUAUAUGGAAUGAAAGUGUACCCAAACACCCUCCAGACCAGCUUGAACAAAAAAGGGAAUUAGGUGCUCAACUGAGGGCCGUUCCUUACCCCAGGACACGUCAACGGGUGACUAUAAAGAAAAGGGAGCACUUUGUUUCUGUAUAGAUUUGAUAAUUUAUUGACGGGACAGACAAACAGGCUAACGUAUCAAGCGAUUAACCUAUUUGGAUGUCCUGCCAAUAAAUUAUCAGCUUUGGCUGAGAGUUUCCUUUUGCGAGGGUGGAGACAUCGCAAACCAGAAAUCUCAAUUUUUAACACGCUUCCCUCCAGAACCUAAUUGAGCAUCUGACCAAAUUAUGCACAAUUUUAAUUCUGGGUUAACCAAGAUUAAUAUAUGACUGAUUUUAUUUUAAAUGCUAGGGCUAGGAGUUUUUCCUAACCAGUAGGGCGCACCGUAGCAACACGUUUUGAGAUGGUAACUAAAUGUGACUGUUUCUUCAGUAGUAUCUCCCCCUUUCACUCAGUUUCGAAAAUGUGUAUCUUGUUUUAUACCGACUGGUCACAACCCAGAAGAACAUCCGAGCAUUUAUCCUGGUUAGGUGAUCAAGAAUACCUCCAGUUAUGUCCUGUGAUUGUGGUUUGGUUUAUCAGGAGGUAUAUCCCACCUCGUAGAUGGAGAACCCGAUGGUGUAGAGCUUGGCACCCUUGUUGCGGUCUUUCCUCCGGCCCUUCUGCAUCAGGGCCACCAUGACGGUGCAUGCCACAUGCUCGGGGUCGUCGGGGUCGUCGUCCUCCUCGUACAGACGCAUGCGGUACUGCGGGUUGGUCCAGAACGUGUCUGUGGGACAUCAGAUAGGAGACGUGGUCAGUGGGGGUCAACGUCUUCAUUCUUUCUAUGUACUACUUUUGGCUACCAAGCAGCUGAGAAAGUGUGUAGUUAAAGCAGAAUGAAGCAGGCAUCAUAACCAUGAUGUGCACAACUACAAAUCAGUAUAGUUCAAACACUCUUUUUUACAGCCCAAAGUCAACCUUGUACCUGGGAAGUUCCUGCAGCCUCCGGCGGAGCUGCCUCGUACCCAGCGGCCCUCGUUGACCGCCACAGUCCACCUAUGGGACUUGUCGUCUAGCAGUGCGUCAGGGGUCAGGUUACAGAUCUCCAGCUUGGUGAAGUUCUUUUUGAAGUCCUCAAAGGAUAUCCUAUAAGGAAAAUAGAGUAGAAUAGAAUAGAGUACAAUAGAUUGUUGUUUAUCCAUUUGCACAGAAAUCCUUUGUUACAGUGCCCAGCCCUAAUGUCUGAGACAUUGACAUUUAUCAGAGGGCUUCGUUCAGCUCACCAAGUCUCGCUCGUCUCAACCGUCUUCUUCUUCAGCCUGGCCUUGUCUGAGCUGGAGAUGGUGGACCAUUCUUUGGACCUGUGGAGAGAAAAUAACCAAAGUCACCUUGUUACAUGUAGGCUGCGUUGUUAUGUUAUGUAUUUUAUGUUUCUCUUGCUGCACAACCAGUUUCUCCCUGGAAGAAUAAAAAUGAUUGAUUGUUUAUUGAUUGAAGGAUUGAUUGGUUGAUUGGUUGGUUGAUUGAUUCUAGGCUUUAGAAUGUCUGCACUCACUUUGCAUUCCAUGGCCCUUUCCAUAGCACCAUCCCCCAGGGGUUCCGCAUUUGAACUAGGCGAAUCUUGGUAUCCUUGGUAACCUUAAGCUUGUCACACUAAGAAAGAUACCCUUGGUCAGCAGCGAAAGAUAAUUUAGUUUGGCCCGCACCUCAUAUUAGUAGAUACUGUGUUGUAACAUAUUCAUAGAGUUGUUCUUUCUUUCUUUCUUUCUUUCUUUCUUUCUUUCUUUCUUUCUUUCUUUCUUUCUUUCUUUCUUUCUUUUAUACCAGGUUUUAAUUUAUGCUAUUGUCAGAGUGCAAUGUACAGAUUCAGUCAACAACAAUACAAUAACAUUGAUUCAGGUUGUUUGUCUUUCUAAUAAUGUAAAGUGAUAAGUUACAGUUUGGUAGAGGUUUGACCAGAGGCUUCAGCUUUGACUGUGGCUCCAUGACCAUAACCAUACCUCCUCUAGCGCAGUGAUAGAGUAGGCGUGGCCCCUGACCAGUCCAUUUGCAGUUUCAGUCUCACAGUGACUCGGCAACAGGUCCUGCGAGAGAUAGGAUGGACAGAACAUCAGAACAGAGAUACACGGUCGUGUGGCGCCUUUGUUCGGACCCCGGUCACUCACAGUAGCACACAGAAGAAGGCAGAAGGCAUGGAGCAGACUGACUCACGUCUAUGGAACAGCCCAUCAGAGAGCCUCUCUCCAGGGCUUUCUUCAUGAUCCUGUAGAGUUCUUUUGGAGCCUCUGAGAUCUCAAAGAACUCUGUCACACCCCCAGUGAAGUCCUCCAUGGCCUCCAGGGUGUUGCCACCUUUCAGGGCCUCGUAGGAACCGUGCAACCUGACCAGGAGACAACCAUACAGUUUAUGAUUUCAUAAUAACCAUUGCAAAUUGUACAUCAUCUUGCCUGAUUAAGUGGAGAAUACAAAGGUGUGAAUUAACUUUGGUCAAUUGGAACCAGGUUAUACAGGUCGACAGUGACGCAGAGGCUGGGUUGUCGUUGCUGCUGUUGUUGUUGUUGUUGAGCACCCUUCUUUUCCACAGGGUGUAUUAUUAAUAGACUUGUGUUGUGGCAUCAUCAUUCACACUUACUUGGCAUAAGCCUUCUCCAGCAGAGCGCUCCAGAACUCGUUCUUCCUAAAAGACUUGGUAAACACCAGGUGGUUAUUGGAGGUGGGGAUACGGUCAUCCACCACAACGUCCACCCAUUCGCCAUAACGCCAGAACUGCGGGGAACAGCGAGACAAUGGACAGCAUGGGAGGUGAUGAGAGGGAGUGAGAGCUGGGUUGUGUUCAGUAGGAAGAAAAUGAGAAGGAAACAGUGACACAGGGAGGUUCGACCUAAACUUGUCCAAUUAGAUCACAGAAUUUCGUAUUCCAUUGCACUUUUUUUUAUUUUUUUAAGUGUGCCCUACUGAAGGUUCAGUGAUUUAUAAUUCAGUACAGGGUUGUUGUUGUUGUUUUUUUUUUGGGGGGGGGGGCAAACAUGAAUAAGAUAUAGUAGGUCCUGAGUCUACAUAGAUUGAUUGAAUAGUUCCCAGGUGAUAUUGACCAUGACCAUACAGUACCUGGAAAUGGAAGAUACCAGCGUAGUUCUCUGUGAAACUCUGGUCUGGUGGGAUAACUCUGUACAGCAGCUUGUCAUUCAGUGUCAGACAGGCAAUAGCAGCGAGCAGCCAGCAGUCACCUGCAGGAAACAACGAAACGUUUAGCCUCGGGAAAGAAAAAUUAGCGUUUUAUUAUUGGUCAAGUUCAGGUAGUCUCGGCCCAUUUCAGGACCCAUAUACUACUGACUCCUUACACAGGCUUAUGUAAGGGUAUCCACUUGCAUGGCUAUUUUCUGAACUGUGUCAAAAACAUGGACUGGUGUAGCUUGACCCGGCAGCCCCAGUGCGUUCUCAAGCGGGCAUUUAGCAGAUGUUAUGGGAGAGGGGUUUCUGUUACACAGCACUCAAACGCACAUGCAUGCCACACGCGCUCACACACCACGCACGCCGCGCGCGCACACACACCACGCGCGCGCACACAUACCCUGCUGCAGGUGUCAGUCCUUUACAGCGAGCAGUGUGGUUACCGGGGGUAACUUUUCGUCUCUCGUGGCUUAAAUUCUCACACCAUCUUUCCAUCCUCACUCUCUCUUCUAACAGGAGAGCUCCUUGAUUGCAUCCCCAGCUGUCUGUGCUUCUCAAACGUUGUCUGCCCUCUCUUUUGCUUUUCACUGUGCCAAGAUACUAUGGCUUCAGUUUGAACAGGGAUCGCUAAAUAGUGAAUGCUAUUUGUGCUGUUAGUUAACACCUGUCUAACUUUUGAUCUCCUCACAUCCUGGUCUCGCAUGACUCAAGGCUGAAUCCUCACUGUCUACUUUUACUUGUCUACAUUACUGUGCAGAUGUUAUUAGUCAGAUGUUGCUGCUUCAUACCAUCGACCAUGAGCAUACUUUAGCAGCAAGAGUCUUACCCAGGGAUUUCAUACAGUGCAUGAUUUCUGUGGUCUUACCCAGCUCUCCUUGACAGAUGUCUGUCCUACUGGCUCCGUCUAUGAUGAACUGGGGGUUGUCACAGAUUUCCUGCCAAACAAAGAAAGAGAAAAACAGCUGUAGCCAUAGGAAUGUUGUUGUGAUGUUCUACUGGGGUGUGGAACAUCUUGUGAGAGCUUCAAUCUAUUAUCAGAUAGUACUAUGUCUUGAGAGGAGAGAGGAAUAUCUUGACUGUACCAUGAUAACAACAUGACUUAAAAAGAUAUCAAGCUACAUUAGUAGAUGGCCUGUGUACUUUGACAGCAACUAAGAUAAGUUUAUUUUAUACAAUCUCCUAUGGUGAUAAACAGGCAUAAAACAUUGGUCAAAACACAUGAACUCAAAACUGGAGUCAACCUCACUUUUCAAUUAUGUCUUCAUGAGUGGAAUAUGAAGGAGGGAUGCAAGGCCCUGCCAAAAACCUCUUUGCACAACGUAAGUGAUAAGUGAUAGAUCCAUAGGGGAAACACAGUGACAGUAGACCAAGUCAUCUGUUCACAGCUAUUUUAAGUGCUACAACGAAAUGCAAUAGCGGCCUUAAAGUGGGGUCCUCAUACCAAACAUAGAAAUAGUUGUUCUACUGUAUUUCUACGAUGCCAAAAGAGCUGGGAAGGGCUGGCACAAAGAGGUAUUGUGUUAAACUUUACAUCCGGUUUUAUAGUAAAACAUAGCUGGUGACUGGAUGUAAACUCUGUCAUGUAAAGGUCUAACAGUAUAAACAUACUGUAGGUUUGCUUGUACAGUCAUUUCAAGACGGGAUUCAAAAUAGGAAAAGCACUGCAGUUGUGUGGUCAAUUAUUACAUAAUGACUUAAAAUAAAAUAAAAACCAUGCAUACAAACAAAUGAUACCACCCGACAAAUGCAGUGUGCAGGUUUUUCUUCAAAACAAAAUGACAAAAAUAGGACAAAUUUGCACCGUUGCAGUCUGGCUACAGGAAAAGAUAGAAGAGGAGAGGUCUUGACCCCUGGGGAGAGGACUUGACCCCUGGGGUUGUGUCAGAGUCUGGUUGGUUGCUCUUAUUCUCUGGCUGGGUUGAAGAAUACUAGUUGCAAUCUAGUGAAUUAUGAUCUCUGCCAUAAUAGCAGCUGUAACAGGUCACGACCUCUAGAGUUUUCCCACCAAGGGUUAAUGUAUUUGGUAAUACCUCUGGACUUCUCACUUCACCGGGACAAAGAUUGAGUGCCCAAGGAUCUACGUUGAGGGGACCUGGGUUCAAAUAGUUUGGCCUGCCUGGAGUGCCAGAAGGGUGGGGUUUGUACUUUUGGGACUAUUCCAUUGGUUCCAUUGCACCAAGAAAGCUCAAUCAAGCACAGCUAAAAUAUUUUUCUAAUAUUAUUUGACCCCAGGUCUUGAUCUCAUUAUUGAUGAUAGAGUUUGUUGAUAGAGAAAGUGAAAGUCCAUCUACAGUACAUAAUAAUGCCUGAAUGAAAUGUGAGGUUCUGUCAUUAGUGUGGAUAUACUUUUGUGUUUGUAGGACUGCAUAGUGGUCACAUUUGUUUAUGGAAGCAUAUGUUAAAGCAGUAUUGGAGGAGGUCGUUAUAAAAAAGGGCUUGAGUUUCACGACUCAAGGGGCUGAGUCAGCAAAUUGACAAAUACUUGGAUCCGAUCCACAUGCACCAACAUGAUUUCUCCACACCUUUAAGUGUGCCAAGAACGAUUGCUUCACCACCUUCUUAGACCAGUCUUACUGCCGACCUCACUUGGGCUCAAAAUGGUUGCACUCCUGGUGGAUUUAUGAAUGUAUAGUUUUGACCCAAUGGCAAGUUCAUCAAAAUUGUUCUGCAACCUGAUCAAGGCCAAAUUACGGAGCUCCCUGGGAUGGUUAUAUAUAAUAUACAGUAUGGUAGUUCAAAAAAUAUCCACCAUCUGGAAAAGUAGCUUGGAUAUACUGUUGGUACAUACCACCUUCAUCGAAAGAUGUCUCAAGACAUCUUGAGACAUAAAAUUAAGAUGUAUUGAGACAGUUUGAGACGUAGCCAUUUUUCAAGACAUCUAAAGGUGCAAUCAGCAGUUGAAAACAAUAACAAAGUCCACACCCCGCCUCUGUUUUGGUAAAAAGCUGAGGGAUGGACCUGGAGAAAUGUAACCGAUCUCAAAUUCAUGGACAGAGAUAGGACUGACCAGCCAAGAUAUCAAAAUGAUAGUUUUAACCAUGUUUUGAGGCUAUACAUUGUUCACAUUUUACUAAACAUUGGAGUAAAACAAGCUUAAGAAAGUUGAACUAAGCUCAUGAGGCAUUUAUAAGUUAUAUUCUUCAAGAAUCAGUGGGUAUAUAUUAUUAAUUUAUUAGUCAAAAAAAUGUAUGUAGCAACUUCAGAUUGCUCCUUUAAGAUAAAUUUUGAAGACAUGUCUUUUAACGUCUCAAGGCAUGGUAAUGAAUGGGUAUGUAUGGUUGACAUGGUGUGGUAUAGUUUUUUACACUUGGGACGAAAGCGUACCAAAACACACUUCAGACCAGCUUGAACAAAAAGAGAAUCUGGUGCUCAAAUGACGGUCUUGAUAAUCCAAAAAAAGCAUUCCUUACCUUAGGACACUUUAUGAAGUGACUAUCCCAGAAUGAAAUAAAGGUGUUAAAUGCCUGAAUGAGGCAGGUGCAAAGAUUGCAUCUGAUGCAAAGGCUUAGUAAAUCUGGGCCUUCGACCAAGUUUUCAAUAUCCUGUAGUAAAGAUCUGAGUUAUGGUGGAUAGUAUGUUGGGUCAGCCUGUUCACUCCAGCAGUAAACCCCUCUUUGGCUCCUUCCUCAUCACAUGAGGUGCCCCUUGGGUUCACAAGAAGGCUAACCUCAUACCCCUGAUUUAGACCUUGGAUAAUGUUGACCCUUUGGCUUUAGCUGGGACUUGGUCACAUUGACGUCAAGCUAUCAUGACUGCAAGUCAGUAAGACUCCAUUAGUCCUGUGACAUUCCAUGACUGGAAAACAUCUGAGUAACACCAACUUUGGGCUUAAGCAAUUUUAUGCACUAAUAUGAGUCACUCCCGAUUAGAGCUUUUGCUAAAUGACUAAUGUGUUACACAGAAAUGCAAACACACCCAUGUAUGAGCCUUCACAAUGUCUUAUUAUAAGGCUUCUUAUGAGGUUUAUAAUAUGUUAUGUCUCUCUAUGAAUGAAACGUUCAACUGACUCAAAAUGGCUGUUAUUUUAUUUAGUCAGGAUCAUUAAGAGAUGAUAAUAAGACAUGGGGUUGUGCAUGCUUAUGACAGGUGUUAUGCAUUAUAAUGCAUUACACUUGCAGGCUUUGAGGUAAAGUGCUACCCUAUCAUUAUUUUCAUCUUGGAAUGAGAACCCGCUGACAACUGCAACAUAAGAUUCACAUACGGUUGACUUAAAUGAAUACCAAGACUGCAAAGUCUAGAAUACACAGGUUUUGCCAGUCAGAGAGUCUUGUAACGGCACACUGCCUGACAAGGCUGAUUAUUGGUUGACUAUGAUAUCCCAGAUCUACCUCUGAUCUCUCGCUGUCAGCCUCGUGGCAUGCCUGUUGGUUCUGUGGUGAGGCCUGCCUAUUGCAGAGUCUCAGCUGUCUGUGAUUCUAGAACCUGAUGAUCCUCAGCUAUGCGCCCAUAAACAUGCAGCAGAAUCUCUUUCGCGUUCCCCCAGGUUAUUUACCAGGAAGUGAUGUCACAACAAUGUUUUUGCAGCUAAUGAAGAGAGAUUUGAUCUUAGGCUGAGGGAUAAUACCUUACCACAAAUGGGUUGCUGUUUUUGUUAAUCUACUUGUCUGCAGCCUUCAGCCCUAAUAUGUUUUUUAGUCUGACACACUUCAUCAAGAGCUGGGCUGGUAGGUGUAACAGAGUAGGUCCCAUCCUUGGCCCGACUUGGGCUCGAACCAGGGACCCAUCGAACAAAAUCAUUUCUUACUCAAGAAGGACAGUUAUGUUCUCUAGUACAACCUGUCAAUUUCUUUUCCUUUUGUGAAACAGUGGUUCAGUCUUCAUUGCAAUAUGAGUUCCAUCUUAACAGCAUGACAAUUUGUAUAUGUUUUUCUAGCCCUGAUAAAUAUGUUCUGAUAGCACCUUCAAUUGACUAUCUAAAUGUAUACAUCUCCUACCCCAACAUACACGUACAGUUCCAACCUUGAGGCAAGGCGUACUUCUCCCCUACUAGUGGGAAAACAGAUGGCACUCACCGUUGGGCGCUUCCACUCAAAGUCAAUGGGAAAUUUGCUACUGUACCAAAGAGAAGAAUCAUUGGCUGGGAACAGAGGGUCUUCAAACAGGACCUUCUUUUGUACGUAUUUGUCUCGCAACUCCAAGAAGUUCUUCAGGCGUUUGGCAUCUUUGACGGCCUCGUUUCUGCUCAAAAUGGCGGUGUAGAUACUGUUGCUGGCCGUGAAGGGGUAGUCAGUCUUACCCUGAGGCACCUCAGGUGAUGCUUCAGUUUCCAACGCCACCUUCACUGAAGUUUCCUCAACAAGGGCCAUCUUGGCUUUUUUUCUUUUUUCUUAUGCGUGUCCUCGUUCCCCCUAUCAGUGUGAGCUGCCCCCUUUAGUAUGUACGUUAGUCAAAAGUCCAAAUGAAUGAAAGUGAGGAAUAUUUUCAGAUUUCAAUGCAAGAGCAUGAACUUGCAAAACAGCCCUGAUAAACUUCCCUUCUUCUUUCCGCGUGCUUUCUUCUCACUCUCAGUUCCUUUAUAUGCUGGGGGCACUCGCAAUACCAAACACUCCCUCCAACCCACACCCAUAGACACACACUGACACUUUCGCCUUUACGGGUCUAUAAAUAGGCCCCUUGAAAAGACGGGAAGAGGCCGCUCUGAAAAGGACUACCUCUCCCAUAAUUUCCAGUCUACAGUGUAGGUCUACAAUUCACUAGGUGGGAGAUGGCAGCUUGGGAAAGCAGGCUUGGGCGUGGGAAAGCAGGCCCCACAUACCAAUGCCCCAUAUUAUACAUGCCAUACCAUGUAACGAUAACUACACUCACUUUACCAUGUCUUUCCCUGAUAUCAGCUACAGUCAAGAACAAUUUUGCUGAUUGCAUUUGCACUGUUGUUGGGUUGUGACACAUAUAUGUACAUUAUACUUGAUGAAAUGGAUUCGUGGUGGCCCAGUACUGUAGAUGAUGAUGAUGAAUUUAACCUGUGGAUUGCAAAGCAUUUUAUAUGACUCUCUGUCGUUCUCCGCGUCCAAUGUGUAGUCUGUCCAUCUGGGUGGUGUGCACUGAAGCGCUGUAUGCACCAGCCAGAGCGUUGAAUUCUCACAUCUGGAGAGGUGAACCAUCUUUAGCUGAGGGAAACCAUGGCCAUGGGAUAUACAGUGCAUUCAGAAAGUAUUCAGACCCCUUCCCUUUUUCCACAUUUUGUUACGUUACAGCCUUAUUCUAAAAUUGAUUAAAUAAACAUUUUCCUCAUCAAUCUACACACAAUACCCCAUAAUGACAAAGCAAAAACAGGUUUUUAGAAAUGUUUGCACAUUUCUUUAAAAUAAAAAACAGAAAUACCUUAUUUACAUAAAUAUUCAGACCCUUUGCUAUGAGACUCGAAAUGGAGCUCAGGUGCAUCCUGUUUCCAUUGAGAUGUUUCUACAACUUGAUUGGAGUCCUCCUGUGGUAAAUUCAAUUGAUUGGACAUGAUUUGGAAAGGCACACACAAGCGUCACGUCUGGAGGAAACCUGGCACCAUCCCUACGGUGAAGCAUGGUGGUGGCAGCAUCAUGCUGGGGGAUGAUUUUCAGCAGCAGGGACUGGGAGACUAGUCAGGAUCGAGGAAAAGAGGAACGGAGCAAGGUACAGAGAGAUCCUUGAUGAAAACCUGCUCCAGAGCGCUCAGGACCUCAGACUGGGGCGAAGGUUCACCUUCCAACAGGGCAACGACCCUAAGCACACAGCCAAGUCAACGUCGGAGUGGCUUCGGAACAAGUCUCUGAAUGUCCUUGAGUGGCCCAGCCAGAGCCCGGACUUGAACCCGAUCGAACAUCUCUGGAGACACCUGAAAAUAGCUGUGCAGCGACGGUCCCCAUCCAACCUGACAGAGCUUGAGAGGAUCUGCAGAGAAGAAUGGGAGAAACUCCCCAAAUACAGGUGUGCCAAGCUUGUAGCGUCCUACCCAAGAAGACUCGAGGCAAUCAUCGCUGCCAAAGGUGCUUCAACAAAGUACUGGGUAAAGAGUCUGAAUACUUAUGUAAAUGUGAUAUUUCAGUUUUAUUUUCUUUUAAAAAUGUGCAAACAUUUCUAUAAACUUGUUUUUGCUUUGUCAUUAUGGGGUAUUGUGUGUAGAUUGAUGAGUGAAAAAAAAAACAAUUUAAUCCAUUUUAGAAUAAGGCUGUAAUGUAACAAAAUGUGGAAAAAGUAAAGGGGUCUGGAUACUUUCCUAAUGCACUGUAUGAUAGGGCCAAUGUCAUAUGGCAACUCCUGCUCACACACACACACACACACACACACACUUGUCAGGCUCUCAGAAUGUCUUAUUUGAAGGAUGAAUUACUAGAAUCUAAACGUGAUUCUGUGGAAUAAGAAUGUCUCUGCGUGGGGCAAAUGGGAUAUGCUAAAGGUAUGAGUGUCCUCUACUGGCCUAGUAAUGCCACUUCAAGCAGCGGAUUUAUACACUGCUCAAAAAAAUAAAGGGAACACUAAAAUAACACAUCCUAGAUCUGAAUGAAUGUAAUAAUCUUAUUAAAUACUUUUUUCUUUACAUAGUUGAAUGUGCUGACAACAAAAUCACACAAAAAUUAUCAAUGGAAAUCAAAUUUAUCAACCCAUGGAGGUCUGGAUUUGGAGUCACCCUCAAAAUUUAAGUGGAAAACCACACUACAGGCUGAUCCAACUUUGAUGUAAUGUCCUUAAAACAAGUCAAAAUGAGGCUCAGUAGUGUGUGGCCUCCACGUGCCUGUAUGACCUCCCUACAACGCCUGGGCAUGCUCCUGAUGAGGUGGCGGAUGGUCUCCUGAGGGAUCUCCUCCCAGACCUGGACUAAAGCAUCCGCCAACUCCUGGACAGUCUGUGGUGCAACGUGGCGUUGGUGGAUGGAGCGAGACAUGAUGUCCCAGAUGUGCUCAAUUGGAUUCAGGUCUGGGGAACGGGCGGGCCAGUCCAUAGCAUCAAUGCCUUCCUCUUGCAGGAACUGCUGACACACUCCAGCCACAUGAGGUCUAGCAUUGUCUUGCAUUAGGAGGAACCCAGGGCCAACCGUACCAGCAUAUGGUCUCACAAGGGGUCUGAGGAUCUCAUCUCGGUACCUAAUGGCAGUCAGGCUACCUCUGGCGAGCACAUGGAGGGCUGUGCGGCCCCCCAAAGAAAUGCCACCCCACACCAUGACUGACCCACCGCCAAACCGGUCAUGCUGGAGGAUGUUGCAGGCAGCAGAACGUUCUCCACGGCGUCUCCAGACUCUGUCACGUCUGUCACAUGUGCUCAGUGUGAACCUGCUUUCAUCUGUGAAGAGCACAGGGCGCCAGUGGCGAUGUGCACAUUUGUGGCCUGCUGGAGGUCAUUUUGCAGGGCUCUGGCAGUGCUCCUCCUGCUCCUCCUUGCACAAAGGCGGAGGUAGCAGUCCUGCUGCUGGGUUGUUGCCCUCCUAUGGCCACCUCCACGUCUCCUGAUGUACUGGCCUGUCUCCUGGUAGCGCCUCCAUGCUCUGGACACUACGCUGACAGACACAGCAAACCUUCUUGCCACAGCUCGCAUUGAUGUGCCAUCCUGGAUGAGCUGCACUACCUGAGCCACUUGUGUGGGUUCUCAUGCUACCACUAUAGUGAAAGCACCGCCAGCAUUCAAAAGUGACCAAAACAUCAGCCAGAAAGCAUAGGAACUGAGAAGUGGUCUGUGGUCACCACCUGCAAAACCAGUCCUUUAUUGGGGGGUGUCUUGCUAAUUGCCUAUAAUUUCCACCUGUUGUCUAUUCCAUUUGCACAACAGCAUGUGAAAUUUAUUGUCAAUCAGUGUUGCUUCCUAAGUGGACAGUUUGAUUUCACAGAAGUGUGAUUGACUGGGAGUUACAUUGUGUUGUUUAAGUGUUCCCUUUAUUCUUUUGAGCAGUGUAUAUUUUCAGAAGUCCUGACUCAUCUACCCUGGUUGCAACCUGUCAGUUCAUAGCAGAGAGUUGCAGGGCAGUGUGUUGUAUGUCGCAAUCUCGGUUUGAGAUGCACUUGAUAGUUGAUAAAUUGUUGUGUAAUGAAGUAGUUACCCCGCGUGUUUUCAGAGCUGCCAACUUUCACGCUUUCGCCGUGUGACACACGUUUUUGCCUGUUUUCACACGCACUCACGCCACACAUCCAAUUUCUCACGCAAAAAAAAUCGGCCGAGACUAGUUCGUUCCUUUUUUCAAACUCCCCGACGGUAGAUGGCGCUGAUGAGCACCACUGAACCAUAUGCGCUGCACCCCGAAGUUAGCGACAGAAAAAGACAACAGGAGAAGAAACGGUCACUACCUCAAGAAGUCUGAUAAGAAGCUGAGCUGAGACUAGGUAUGGUAACAAUGAAAUGUCGUCCAAUUGAGUACUCACUCUCUUAAACUUUAAAUCUUGAAAUAAAUUAUUUGUUUGUGCGUGUGAACAUGAUUUAGUGUGGUGAAUGUAAACUCAGCUGAUUUCGAACAGGUAAGAUGUAUUCCAAAGAAUUUAACAUAAAUACAGGAAAUGUGUGCAAUAGAGACUUGUGCAGACAUUCACUGACCCCAUGACAGAAGUGUACCUGCUGUUCUUCCAAGCCACCGUACCAACUUUCACUUCUUUCAACUUACUACUUCAGAGAGAGCAGUCAUCAAUAUUUUUGUUACAUGAUGAGGUGGGAUUGGAUUUUGCAGUUUUUUCCCAUUCUGUGUUUCUUGCUGAUAUCUGCAGGGAUCCUCUAAAACAGGUUUCACCUACUAUUUUUGUAAAUGUCUGUUAUAGAUGGUGAAAUUCGUACGCAAGCUAUGUUCCAAGUUUAUGGUUCCAGCAGCUCUGCAGUGCCAUGAGGAGCCUUGUGAAAUUGCCUUUAAAGAAAAGGCAAACCAUUUACCAGGUUAGUAUUUGACUAUUAUUAUGAUCAAACACUGUGAUAUGUGAUAUUUAGCCUUGUACCUUAUACCGAUAUGCUGUAUCUGUGACAGGAAGAAAGUUGAACAUUGGGUUCACAACCAGGGCUAAAUUUAACAGAUUACUCGACGAGGCUAACAUCACACCACAGCAGGUGGAUUCAUUCCAUGAAGCUGUGUUGUGUUUCCUGACAAGUGCUGUGGACUAUGCACUUAAGAAGCUGCCACUGGAAGAGCCACUGAUCAAGCACGCACAAUUUGUAGAUGUACGGCAGAGGGCUGAAAGUGACAUCGAAGAUGUCCUGUACUUUGUUGAAAGGUUCGUUUUUUUUCUCUAAUUAUUGUCUAUCAUCUUAGCUAAAAUACCCUGUGUUUUAUGAUGAGGUGUGUUCACUCCUAAACUGCACAUGAUAUAUUCUUAUGUGGCUUCUCCUCAAAGAUGUGUAUGAACUGCUGCUGGUUGAUGACUAUAUACCUAAAACGUAACAACUUGUAACUCUACUUUCAUAAAUAGGUUUCCCCAUCUCCUCCCAUACCAUGGGCCAGAGGAGCAUGACCUUCUGGGUGAGGAGUUUCUAAAUUAUCAGACCAUGCCAAUGAUAUCCCUGCAGGACGAAACUGAAAUGGAAAGCUUCUGGGCUGAAAUGGCAACCCGGAAGCAUAAGGUAAACAUUUUUUCCUUUUUUGACUUUCCUUUUGGCAGGUGUGGCUUGGCUACAUCUGUUGCUUAAAAUCGUUGCAUGCAUAUAUGUGUCAUGCAUGUUGCAAAUUAUGCAUGUUUUUAUCUGAACUUUGUUAAUGGAUCAACCUACAGUAUACUUACAGUAUUAAUCAAUCAAAAAUCAAGGUAUGUUUUUCCAUUGUGUUUUGGUGCAUUUUCCAUAGGUGACAGGAGCCAAAGAAUUCGAGAGGCUUGCUGCCGUCGCCAAGCUUGUCCUGGUGUUUCCCCAUGCAAACGCAGAUGCUGAGAGGGGGUUUUCAGUUGUGGGACUGAACAAAACCAAGAGAAGAAACGGCCUAGCAUUGGAUGGCACCUUGUCCUCAAUAAUGACCAUAAAGAUGGCCAAUCUGGAGCCCUGCUUCAAAUGGGAGCCCCCCUCCGAUAUCAUCAAGGCCUCCAAGAAGGCCACAGGCCAGUAUAACCAUGCCGACAGAUCAUAGACAAGAGGCUCAUUUGAGAUGAGCCAGGUCUGCGCAGAAUCGAUCACCGGCGAUCACCGCCCAAUGCAUGCUGGUUAGAUUUGUGUCCGACUUAAUCCCGACUUUCUCUGACGUCAUGCACACGAGGGCAACGAUAACCUCAUGAGAUCAAGGCGGCCGCAGUUCUGAGACGCAGGCAGUGCAAUUGCUUUUCACCGACUGCAGGAACCAGGCGGACUCAGGACAAAAUCUCACUCCAAGGUUUUUUGAAAAGUUGGCAGGUAUGGUUUUCCCUUUUGAACCUACAAAAAAUAAUAAUACCUCUGUGAAAAGGUAGCUAGGCCUCACCAUAGAUUUAUCUUGGGCCCAUUGAUAGGGCCUAACCCACAGUGACCAUCGCCACACUUAUACUGACCACUAGUGGCGAUGAAAAAAGAAUGCAUGUCUGGCCCAAUAAUUUGUUUCCUCCCCUACUGUAGGAGUGGUCUACUAGAAUGGCAACAGUAACUCUGACCAAUCAAAAAGCAUAUUUUAAUAAUUGGUACUAUGAUUCGUCAUAUGAAAUGUCAAUCUAGACUCUCACCGAAUAAGAAAACAAUGUGGAAGGCAAUCAAUGCCCACUGCGGUCUCUGCUUUGAUAGUGACGUGAGCAGGUGUGUGUCGCCAUUAUUUUAUCAACCGGUUCAUAGUAACCUAUUGCCUUAUAAUUGUGAUAUAAAAAAUGAUUUCGAUUGUUUUUUUUUCUCCAACAUAGGACUUUGAUAUUUUUGCAACAACUACAGUACUAUAGGAUAUAACUAGCUAACAGUUUCUCGUUAGCUUGGCUGACUGACUGACUGGCCGGCCAUCUAGCUAGGGACAAGGCUUGCAAAAAUCUAGCAUAAUCUGUCAUUUUUGUUUUAACAUAGCAGCAAUUCGGCGUGUUAAGUAGUUGGUGAGGUUCGCUAACUAACUAGCUGUCAACUUGCCUUUUGGUUAGCUAAUAUCCUCAAGCCGGCAGAUCACGACAUUAUAGUUACGUUAACCGGUGGUGGCUACAUAGGUAGUAGCUACAGUAGCUUGUUAGCAAAUCGUAUUUCCACAAGGAUUCAAAAGUAGUUUGUAGUUGGAGUCUACUGAUACGGAGCUGGCAACAUCAUUCAAGUUUGCAAGGUAGGUAACUAUGCUAGCUAGCUACCUUCAUGUUAGCCAUUUUAGAGGGGCCCUUCCUUGGCCUGUCUGAAAUAAGCAGUCAGCUAGUCAGGCACGUCCUAUCAGGUGCGUGGGCAAUAUCAGGUUGAACGCUGUUGAAGUAACGUAGCUAAAUUCAACUCAAUUUGAGAGAGUGCCUCAGUAAUAAAUAUUAUAUCCGGGGUGGCUAUACUGUGUGUGUCUACACAAUACAUUUUACUCUUCUGGCAAUGAUGCAUAUAGCCUUUGAGUCAACAAUUUGUCGGAUUUUGCAGUAGGUGGCCAAGCCUGACAAGAUGUCAGAGGGAGAAGGGAAGCAGGCGUCGGACUCUGUCCAGGAGGGGAAAACAGAGGCUAUGGUCUCUGCCCCCACUGGUCAGAGCGUGUCAUCCGUGUCCCCCCCAGUGUCCACUGUGACACAGCCCCCUGCCACAGCAGCGACAGAGGACGAGGAAGAGGAGAGCGAGGACGAGUCAGAGAUUCUGGAGGAGAGCCCUUGCGGACGCUGGCAGAAACGUAGAGAGGAGGUAUGCAAUGAACAUGUGCUGGAGACAAGAAAAUUGUUACUUUUUGUGUUUUUAGUCUUGUUUUUUUACACAACUAUUGUUAAAUCAGAUGGAGAAUAUUAGUGUAAUCCAACACUUUGUUCCUCGUUUUAGGUGAACCAGCGCAAUGUCCCUGGGAUUGACAACGCCUACCUGGCCAUGGACACCGAGGAGGGCGUGGAGGUGGUGUGGAAUGAGGUCAUGUUCUCAGAGCGGAAGAACUUCAAAUUGCAGGAGGUGGGUUGAGUUCUCAGCCAGGGCUCAGCUGCAACAGAACCAUGCGCUAUGUGAUGGCAUAAUGAUCAGUUAUCACCCAUUCAUCACCACCUCUGCUGACCAUCUAGCUAUCACAUCCUCUCAUGACUGCGGCUGCCCAUCUGCUUCAAGAAGCACUCAAACAGACUUGAUCAAGCUGAUCUAGCUACUGUUGGAGCAUAUAUUUAUUUUUAAAUUACUUGUUGUUCAUUUGGUUUAACAUGCACUUUGAGAUUGUCUAAUGAACAAUGCAGAGUUGAAAAGUAAGAACAAUUUGUAAAAAAAAAAAAAAAAAAAAAGGAUAUAUACAAGGAGUACUGGUACCGAAAUGUGCAGGGGUUCGAGGUAGUUGAGGUAAUAUGUACAUGCAGAUAGGGGUAAAAGUGGCUAGGCCAUCAGGAUAGAUGAUAAAGAGUAGCAGCAGCGUGUGUAGAGUCCUGUGAGUGUGCAUAGUCAGUGCCACCCCCCCCCAUUUUUUUUGGGGUCAAUGCAAAUAGUCUGGUAGAUAUGUGAUUAACUGUUCAGCAGUCUUAUGGCUUGGGGGUAGAAGCUGUUUAGGAGCCUUUUGGUCCCAGACUUGGCGCUCCGGUACCGCUUGUUGUGCGGUAGCAGAAAGAUCAGUCUAUGACUAGGGUGGCUGGAGUCUUUGACAAUUUUUAGGGCCUUCCUCUGACACCGCCUGGUAUAGAUGUUCUGGAUGGCAGGGAGCUCUGCCCCAGUGAUGCACUGGACAGUAUGCACUACCCUCUGUAGUGCCUUACGGUUGGAUGCCAAGCAGUUGCCAUACCAAAUGGUGAUGCAACCAGUCAAGAUGCUCUCAAUGGUCCAACUGUAUAACUUUUUGUGGAAUUGAGGGCCCAUGCCAAAUCUUUUCAGCCUCCUGAGGGGGAAGAGGUGUUGCCAGCUCCUGUAGUCCACGAUCAGCUCCUUUGUCUUGCUGGCGUUGAGGGAGAGCUUGUUGUCCUGGUACCACACUGCCAGGUCUCUGGCUUCCUCCCUAUAGGCUGUCUCAUCGUCGUCGGUGAUCAGGCCCACCACCAUCAUAACGUUGGCAAACUUAAUGAUGGUGUUGGAGUCGUGAGCGGCCACGCAGUAAUGGGUGAACAGAGAGUACAGGAGGGACUAAGCAUGCACCCCUGAGUGGCCCUGUAAUUGAUGCUUUGCCUUUUUGAUGGAUCGUCGGAGGACGUAGCGGGAUUUCUUAUAAGCAUCCGGAUUAGUGUCCCACUCCUUGAAAGCAGCAGCUCUAGCCUUUAGCUCAGUGUGGAUGUUGCCUGUAAUCAUUGGUGUUGAGCAUGUCACUGGUUUUCCUGUUUGAGUUUUUGCUUGUAAGCCAGAAUCAGGAUGAUAGCGUUAUGGUCAGAUUUUCCAAAUGGAGGGCGAGGCAGAGCUUUGUUUCAACUCUGUGUGGAUUAAGGGUGAUCUAGAGUAUUUGUCGCCUCUAUUUGCACAGGUGACAUGCUGGUAGAAAUUAGGUAAGACUGAUUUAAGUUUUCCUGAAUUUAAAUCACUGACCACUAGUCAGCGCCGCCUCUGGGUUAGUCUUUUCUGUUUGCUUAUGGCCCUAUACAGCUCGUUGAGUGCGGUCUUAGGGCCAGCAUCAGUUUUGUGGUGGUGAAUAGACAGCUAAUAAUUGUUUUAAUGAAAACUCUCUUGGUAAAUAGUGUGGUCUACAGCUUAUCAUGAGCUAUUCUAACUCAGGUGAGCAGAACCUCAAGGCUUACUUAAUAGUAGAGAUCGUGCAGCAGCUGUUGUUGACAUAGGAUAUUUGUUUUUUAGAUCAUGUUCAUAAAAUAGAAUUGAACGGAGAUCAUCUAGUUUAUUGUCUACUGAUUGCAAGUUUGCCAAGCGCUACGGCGGGUGGAGGCGGCGUAGUCUCAUCAGGUAUCUCGCACGCUAGCCUCUAACGCUGUCUCUUCCUUUUUUGAGUGUCGGGGAUUUGCCGCCAGGUCCAGGAUGAGCAGCAUAGCCUUCGCUGCCGACUCAUUGAAGUAAAAAUCCUCAUCCAAAUCGAGGUUAGCUCUUUUCGGUCAUAGGAAACGCGCAAAACACACAAAGUAGCCCAAUUCGUCAGGAGCCUGUAAACGGCUGCUAUUCCCUCCAGUGCCAUUCUUUUCACCUUGCAUCAUAAAUAACUUAUUUUGCCAUUUAAUUGUGAUCUAAAAGGCAAAACUGAUCCUAGAUCAGCACUCUUACUCUGAGACAGUUGAUACGUACGGCCCCAGAUCCUAGAAAUAGGAGAACACAUAGUGUUAUAACAGUAAUCCUUCUACCCCCACCCCCCAUGGAUAAGAGCGUCUGCUAAAUGACUUGAAUGUAAAUGUAAAUAGUGGUCUUUGCUCUGGCUUGGAGCUCAUCAGCUCCAGGCAGAGGUGAAUCAGUAUUAGUUUUUCUCUUGUCCUAAGCUCCUUAGUGCUCAGAUGCACCAGUAACGUUUGCUGGGCCAGAGUACUUCAUUUGCGAACCGUAAUUUUGAGAACCGAGUGAGCACCGAUUUCUGCAUGUAGAUUUGUGUGAAAAUGUCGUCAUUCAGACGUCUACAGCAUAUGGUCCCUAAAACACAGCGCGCUGAACCAUCGGCACACGAAUGCAAGAUCCACAUUUGGAGUAGUCCUACCCGUUGCUACCAAACCUAUAGGAAAGUACACUCUCUUUACCAAGUUUUAAUAAAACCGUUCAUAGAAACUGAGACACAGGUUGUUGAGUAAUCCUCAGGCACAAUCCUCUCGCACAUUAGGUUUUUAAACCUUUUUCUGUGGGCUGGGUCAUGUUCAUAAGGGUGCAUAACGUUUUAAAAUGUUUUGAGGGGAAAACAAAAAUGAGCAUUUCUUAUUGGACAAGUGCAGGUCCAUCUUCUGUUGGGUGCUAAAUGAACACGACCCUGUUCUUGGCUGUGUUCCUCUCUGUGACUGUCUAGGCCCUGAGCAGUCUGUUUGGAGCUUGUCAGUGUUCUCUCAGACAGUGUAGUCUGCCUUCUGUUCUGCAUGUUGACACGCUGUGUUGGCGUCUGUUGAACACCGGCUGAGCAUUGAGUAGGAUGAGCUACCUUUUUAGUUUGAAUAGUUUUUAAUAGUUCCUGGAAGUCUCCAGAUGUUGCGCUUCUGAGUUUAGGUGGCAGGUAGCCUAGCGGUUAGAGUGUUGGGCCAGUAACCGAAAGGUCACUGGUUCGAAUACCUGAGCUGACAAGAUAAAUCUGUCGACGUGCCCGUGAGCAAGGCACUUAACCCUAAUUUGCUUCGAGGGUGCCGUACUAUUAUUGCUGACCCUGUAAAACAACACAUUUCACUGCACCUAAUGUAUGUGACAACUUUUUAUUUUAUUUGUAUUAGUAUUUUAUUUGUUUUACUCUGUGGAGAAAGUAUGACUUGCAGAGAUGCUGAACUAACCUUUGCUUUACCUUUUGUUUGGCAAGAGCGAGACCGGAUCAUAUUCUGAGUAGUUGGAGUUGAUACCGUCCAGCGUAAUAUGUGCAAGAACAUUCUUGUCUUUCCUUUAGAAGUCAGGAUUGUCAUCUGUUGUCAGACAUAUAAGCCCUAGUUAUUCAAAAUCUCCUGUGGCCACAUCGCCCACAAUCAAACAAAUGUAGACCGGGUUAGACAAUGUAAAAAUACAAAUGACAUCCCCAUGAAAAGAAACAGAAACACAGACAUUAUCCCAGGCUAAGGGGUUUAGUUUGUUAUAAUGACUUUGUCUUAAUUGGGCUUAACUGCAUCCGGUAAUACCUUAGCAGAUGACAAGCGAGAGAAUGUAAAUUUGGACUGAAGUGUUGAGCUCCUUGACAUCAAUCAUGCUUAUUAGUUGAUGAUUGUGAGGAAUGUUUGAUUGAUUGCAAAUAUAUUGAUAUUUUCUUUCUCCUUUUUCUCACUGUCUGUCCAUCAGGAGAAAGUCAAAGCGGUGUUUGACAACUUGAUCCAGUUGGAGCAUCUGAACAUUGUCAAGUUUCACAAGUACUGGGCUGAUGUGAAGGAAAAUAGGGCCAGGGUAAGAGAGAUUUUAAAUGCUGUAAAAUAACUACCUUUUUAAUAGUAAGAAAUUAACUGAAUGUAUUACACAGGAAAUGUAUAAGUUUUUCCACUCGCAGGUCAUUUUCAUCACAGAAUACAUGUCUUCAGGAAGCCUGAAGCAGUUUCUGAAAAAGACCAAGAAAAACCACAAGACGAUGAAUGAGAAGGUACGGAUGGAUUGUUAGUCUGUUUUGAUCUUAAAGGGGCUGUGAUUGCUGCAUACAUUUUCUUACUUUUAAAUUAAUGAUACAGUGCAUUCGGAAAGUAUUCAGACCCCUUCACGUUUUCCACAUUUUGUCAUGUUACGGCCUUAUUCUAAAAUUGAUUUAAUAAUACCCCAUAAUGACAAAGCAAAAACAGGUUUUUAGAAAUGUUUGCUAAUAUAUUAAAAAUGUAAAACUGAAAUUACAUUUACACAAGUAUUCUGACUCUUUACUCAGUACUUUGUUGAAGCACAUUUGGCAGGGAUUUAGCCUCAAGUCUUCUUGGGUAUGAUGCGACAAGCUUGGCACACCUGUAUUUGGGGAGUCUGGGCUCUGGCUGGGACAUUGAGACUUGUCCCGAAGCCACUCCUGCGUUGUCUUGGCUGUGUGCUUAGGGUCGUUGUCCUGUUGGAAGGUGAACCUUCACCCCAGUCUGAGGUCCUAAGCGCUCUGGAGCAGGUUUUCAUCAAGGAUCUCGCUGUACUUUGCUUCAUUAAUCUUUCCCUUGAUCCUGACUAGUCUCCCAGUCCCUGCUGCUGAGAAACAUCCCCACAGCAUGAUGCGUCCACCACCAUGCUUCACCUUAGAGAUGGUAUUGGUCAGGUGAUGAGCGGUGCCUGGUUUCCUCCAGACGUGACGCUUGGUAUUCAGGCCAAAGCGUUCAAUCUUGGUUUCAUCAGACCAGAGAAUCUUGUUUCUCAUGGUCUGAGAGUCCUUUAGGUGCCUUUUGGCAAACUCCAAGUGGGCUGUCAUUUACCUUUUGCUGAGGAGUGGCUUCUGUCUGACCACUCUACCAUAAAGUCCUGGUUGGUGGAGUGCUGCAGAGAUGGUUGGUUGUCCUUCUGGAAGGUUCUCCCAUCUCCGCAGAGGGACUCUGGAGCUCUGUCAGAGUGACCAUCGAGUGGUACCUCCCUGACCAAGGCCCUUCCACCGAUUGCUCAGUUUGGCCGGGCGGCCAGCUCUAGGAAGAGUCUUGGUGGUUCCAAACUUCUUCCACUUAAGAAUGAGGGAGGCCACUGUGUUCUUGGGGACCUUCAAUGCUGCAGAAAUGUUUUGGUACUCUUCCCCAGAUCUGUGCCUCGACACAAUCCUGUCUCGGAGCUCUACGGACAAUUCCUUUGACCUCAUGGCUUGGUUUUUGCUCUGACAUGCACUGUCAACUGUGGGACCUUAUAUAGACAGGUGUGUGUGUGCCUUUCCAAAUCAUGUCCAAUCAAUUGAAUUUACCACAGGUGGACUCCAAUCAAGUUGUAUAAACAUCUCAUGGAUGAUCAAUGUAAACAGGAUGCACUUGAGCUCAAUUUCGAGUCUCAUAGCAAAGUUUUUUUUUUUUUUUUUUUAUAUUUAAUGAAUUUGCAAAAAUGUCAAACCUGUUUUUGCUUUGUCAUUAUGGGGUAUUGUGUGUAGAUUGAUGAGGAAAAUGUUUUAUUUAAUCCAUUUUAGAAAAAGGCUGUAAUGUAACAAAGUUGAAAAAGUCAAGUUGUCUGAAUACUUUCCGAAUGCACUGUGUGUGUGUGUGUGUGUAUAUAUAUCCAUUGAUUCUUUAAGAAUACCACUUAUAAAUACGUAGAAAUGUAUGCACACAUGACUGUAAGUUGCUUUGGAUAAAAGCGUCUGCUAAAUGGCAUUAUUAUUAUUAUAAAGGCCUCAUGUGCUUAGUAUAACUGUCGUGCCCCAUCAGAACCUUGUUUGUAAGAAAUGUAAUUUUAAACACACUGUAUCCUCUAAACAUGGUUAAAAAUGUUGAUAUCAUGGAUGGGCAGUCCUUGCAUCCAUAGCUUCGUAUAUGAAUUUGAGUGGUUACAUUUCUCCAGCCCCACCCAAAUCAAAGUUUAUUGGUCUUGUACACAGAUUUUUUUCCCCUCAGCUCUUUACCGAAACAGUGGCGGGGUGUUCGCUUUGCUAUUGUUUGAACUACAGAUUGCCCCUUAAAGAACUGAUUUUAAAUUAAAUGAACAAACAGAAAUGAAUACAGGACGAGCGGAAACAAGACUGACCCAAAUGGAGCUGUAAGCAGAAUGUACUGUGCCUUGCAAAAGUAUUCAUCCCCUUUGGCGUUUUUCCUAUUUUGUUGCAUUACAACCUGUAAUUUAAAUUGAUUUUUAUUUGGAUUGCAUGUAAUGGACAUACACAAAAUAGUCCAAAUUGGUGAAGUGAAAUGAAAAAAAUAACUUGUUUCAAAAAAUUCUAAAAAAUUAAUAACGGAAAAGUGGUGCGUGCAUAUGUAUUCACCCCCUUUGCUAUGAAGCCCCUAAAUAAGAUCUGGUGCAACCAAUUACCUUCAGAAGUUACAUAAUUAGUUAAAUAAAGUCCACCUGUGUGCAAUCUAAGUGUCACAUGAUCUCAGUAUAUAUACACCUGUUCUGAAAGGCCCCAGAGUCUGCAACACCACUAAGCAAUGGGCCACCACCAAACAAGCGGCACCAUGAAGACCAAGGAGCUCUCCAAACAGGUCAGGGGAAAAAGUUGUGUAGAAGUACAGAUCAGGGUUGGGUUGUAAAUUUUUUUAUCAGAAACUUUGAACAUCCCACGGAGCACCAUUAAAUCCAUUAUUAAAAAAUGGAAAGAAUAUGGCACCACAACAAACCUGCCAAGAGAGGGCCGUCCACCAAAACUCACAGACCUAAUCAGAGAGGCAACAAAGAGACCAAUGUUAACCCUGAAGGAGCUGCAAAGCUCCACAGCGGAGAUUGGAGUAUCUGUCCUUAGGACCACUUUAAGCCAUACACUCCACAGAGCUGGGCUUUACAGAAGAGUGGCCAGAAAAAAUCCAUUGCUUAAAGAAAAAAAUAAGCAUGUGGGAGACUCCCCGAACAUAUGGAAGAAGGUACUCUGGUCAGAUGAGACUAAAAUUGAACUUUUUGGCCAUCAAGGAAAACGCUAUGUCUGGUGCAAACCCAACACCUCUCAUCACCCCGAGAACACCAUCCCUACAGUGAAGCAUGGUGGUGGCAGCAUCAUGCUGUGGGGAUGUUUUUCAUCGGCAGGGACUGGGAAACAGGUCAGAAUUUGAAGGAAUGAUGUAUGGUGCUAAAUACAGGGAAAUUCUUGAGGGAAACCUGUUUCAGUCUUCCAGAGAUUUGAGACUGGGACGGAGGUUCACCUUCCAGCAGGACAAUGACCCUAAGCAUACUGCUAAAGCAACACUUGAGUGGUUUAAGGGGAAACAUUUAAAUGUCUUGGAAUGGCCUAGUCAAAGCCCAGACCUCAAUCCAAUUGAGAAUCUGUGGUAUGACUUAAAGAUUGCUGUACACCAGCGGAACCCAUCCAACUUGAAGGAGCUGGAGCAGUUUUGCCUUGAAGAAUGGGGAAAAAUCCCAGUGGCUAGAUGUGCCAAGCUUAUAGAGACAUACCCCAAGAGACUUGCAGCUGUAAUUACUGCAAAAGGUGGCUCUACAAAGUGGGGUGGGGGGGGGGGGGGGGGUGAAUAGUUAUGCACGCUCAAGUUUUCUGUUUUUUUGUCUUAUUGUUUGUUUCACAAUAAAAAUAUUUUGCAUCUUCAAAGUGGUAGGCAUGUUGUGUAAAUCAAAUGAUACAAAAAAUCUAUUUUAAUUUCAGGUUGAAAGGCAACAAAUAUGAAAAAUGCCAAGGGGGGUGAAUACUUUCGCAAGCCACUGUAUGUCACCUGUAUGCUCUGCCUUGGUUUCCCAUAGCUCAGUUAAAUAUUCCCACUCAUUUUGGCUGCAGGCGGGGGCUGUGUCCCAUUUAUUUGGUCUUGUGACAGCCCUAUUUGAAUUAACCUACUGUUAAUGCAUACAUUUCCCGCUGUUGCAACAACAAAAAAAAUCAAACCUAAUCUGGUUAUUUACAGAAGUAACACUUCAAGAACCACAUGGUAAUCGCAUGUCAAGUAGGUUUGAAUGUAAUCUCUGCUGUCUCUGUUGUACUUCACUUCUCUAUCAGGCCUGGAAGCGCUGGUGUACACAGAUACUGUCUGCUCUCAGGUCAGUCACUCACUCACACACAGCAGUACAUAUAUCCAUAUUGGACUAAGCUCCCCUUUGAGGCCCCUGGAGCCAGUUCUGUUUUUUCAAAACUCACACUUCUCUUGAAGCAUCCUGUAAACUUUCUCUCCUCUCCCUAGCUAUCUUCACUCCUGUGACCCUCCCAUCAUCCACGGCAACCUGACCUGUGACACCAUCUUCAUCCAGCAUAAUGGCCUCAUUAAGAUUGGCUCAGGUGGGUCUCAUAUCCGUCAAUCACGCUAAAUGUCAACCCUUUCAGAGAAGGGAGUAUUUUGAGAGAAUGGUAUUUAGAAGGGGGUCUUUUCAGAGAAGGGUAUUUUUAGUCUCUUUAAAACCAGGGCCUUGUUCAGUAGGGAGGAAACAAUUUGAAAUGGAGUAAAAUGGGGACGUAUUAGCUGAACACAGAUUUCAUUAUCCAUUGCAAAACGUUUUGCUAUGGUGCGCCCUACUGAACAUACCCCAGGUGGCACUUGCAGGCCUGUCCCAAGCCUAACGUUCCCCAUUCCCUUUGGGCUAAUUUGUGACUUGUCUGUUACAGUGGCCCCAGACACCAUCAACAACCAUGUCAAGACCUGUCGGGAGGAGCAGAAGAGCCUGCACUUCUUUGCUCCCGAGUAUGGAGGUAGGUAACCUUUGACCAAUUGUCUCUUUUGAGAAACCGUGUAGUGGAGCUGGUUUUCUAGUGACAUUGAUUGACGUUGGUCUUUUUCUAGCUGUUGCAGACGUCACCACUGCAGUGGACAUUUAUUCCUUUGGAAUGUGUGCCUUAGAGGUCAGUGAAGAAUGUUGACUUGUUUCUGUUUUGUUAUUCUCACAAAAAAGAAACUGAAAGAAUUUAAAUGAAAAUGAAGUUAAUCAUGAAGUCGAUGGCUAUAGCCUUGCUCCAUGGCAACUAGAAAUGUUGUAGUCCAACAGUCUACUUCUAGUCCUGUUUCUAAUCUUCUAUUCCCCACACCACCUCGUCUAUUCCCCACACCACCUCGUCUCUUCCCCACACCACCUCGUCUCUUCCCCACACCACCUCGUCUCUUCCCCACACCACCUCGUCUCUUCCCCACACCACCUCGUCUCUUCCCCACACCACCUCGUCUCUUCCCCACACCACCUCGUCUCUUCCCCACACCACCUCGUCUCUUCCCCACACCACCUCGUCUCUUCCCCACACCACCUCUUCUAUUCCCCACACCACCUCGUCUCUUCCCCACACCACCUCUUCUAUUCCCCACACCACCUCGUCUCUUCCCCACACCACCUCGUCUCUUCCCCACACCACCUCGUCUCUUCCCCACACCACCUCUUCUAUUCCCCACACCACCUCGUCUCUUCCCCACACCACCUCGUCUCUUCCCCACACCACCUCGUCUCUUCCCCACACCACCUCGUCUCUUCCCCACACCACCUCUUCUAUUCCCCACACCACCUCGUCUCUUCCCCACACCACCUCGUCUCUUCAGAUGGCUGUACUGGAGAUCCAGAGCAACGGCGAGUCGUCGUACGUGUCCCAAGAAGCCAUCAACAGUGCCAUUCAGUUCCUGGAGGAUCCGCUGCAGAGGGUGAGUUGGGGGCCCUGGCCUAGUAGCAAACACAACUGAUUCCUUAAGAGACACUACAUUAUGCAUACUGCAACCAAGGGAUGUGUUGCAUUGAAAUACAGAAUUGGUUUGUCCUGAAGGGUAUUACCCAGUCCAGCCAUAACAUAACUAUAGUCUAUAUAGACGGGUUGCCUGACAACGUCACAAAAAUGAUGCGCUUGCAUGACAGGGGUAAAAGGCGUUUAUGAUUCUGAACGGACAGAUAGCUAGCAACAAUGACAAGUAGCAUCCAUGUAGGGAAUCGUAGGUUGCUCGUUUCGGCUCGUAUCUUGUUCUUGACACAAUGUCUUGUUUUUGAGGUGUUUUGACUGUCUAUGCUUAUAUGGCAAACAUUCGCUAGCUACCUAACCAACCAGUGUAACAAUGUUUGAGAGACGAGUGCUUGUUGUGCGAAUGCAUUUAUUUUUUCAAUAAACAUUUGGAGACUAAAUAGUUUACUUGUUGUCCAUAAUCCUUUGAAUGUAAGCCAACCCUGUCUGUUUUGCCCCAAAGUUGCGCAUGCGUUGGUUUUGUUGCUAAACAAACCACUAUAGUUCAUAGUGUUCUUAAAGGGAUAGUUCACUGUCUGUUUUCAGACCUGGUCUAAUGUCCAAGUGAGUCCAUGUCACUAGACCAUUUUUGAGCUCUGAAAACAUUUGACAAACUUUGAUUUUAUUAUUUACAUUUCUCUAUCACCUGUAUGUGUGUUUUGCCUGUAGCAGGAGUUCAUCCAGGCAUGACAUUUCUCUUUUAAUGCCUGUGUUGUCCAGGACUGAACAUUCUCCAUUUUAAUACCUGUGUUGUUCAGGACUGAACAUUCUCCAUUUUAAUACCUGUGGUAGGAGUUCAUCCAGAAGUGUCUGGAGCAGGACCCCAGCAAGCGGCCCACGGCCAAAGAGCUGCUGUUCCACCAGGCCCUGUUUGAGGUGCCCUUGCUGAAGCUGCUGGCAGCGCACUGCAUCGUCAGCCACCAGCGUGAGUAACAAGACACACACACACACACACAUACACUGCGACACACACACACACACACAGAAAUUGACACUGACACACACAAACUGUCAUUGGACUAUCCCUGUCUCCGUCGUGUAGACAUGAUUCCAGAAAAUGCUCUAGAGGACAUGACGAAGAACAUGGACCUCAACCUGGUGAUCGUGGAGUGCAAGGACGGAGUUCAGAUGAAGUGAGUCUUAGAUCAACUAUCUAUUCUAUCUCUUGGAAUCCAAAAAUGAUUGACAUUUUUUAAAUCUUAAAUGACGUUCAGAUUUUUAGCCAUCUCCACUAGCACAUAACUGAGAAGGGAAGCAACACAUGGUCCCCAACUGCUGUUUAUUCUCCUAUUGAGACAUGGUUGAUGUUGAAGUGACUUGACAGCGGACCAACCAGGAACAAUCUGUUGAUGUCCACAGGCUUUCCCAGUUCCCUGCUCUUGAGCUGGACAAGUUCCUGGAAGAUGUGAGGUAGGGGAACGUGUGUGUGUGUGUGUGUGUGUUUCUGUAGAGGUGUGUGUGUUUCUGUAGAGGUGUGUGUGUGUGUGUGUGUGUGUGUGUGUGUGUUUCUGUAGAGAUGUGUGUAUGAGACGUCUAACUCACGGCCCCCCCGCUCUCUGGUGUUUCAGGAAUGGGAUCUACCCGCUGACAGCUUUUGGGGUGCCUGGCCCCAAGCAGCCAGAGCAGGAAGCAGUGAAGUCCCCCAUCGUGCCCCCAUCAGUCAAAAGCCCCACCCCCGAGCCUGCAGAGCUGGAGACCAGAAAGGUAAGACCUAAAGGAGGAGGGGAGGGGACAGAGAUGGAUUGAAAGUGUAGGUAGUAGUAUGAUAGACCAUAUGUGGUACAUUUUUAAAUAAAUAGAUCAAUGGGUGAGUGAUUAAAAAGGGAGCUAUUUAUUUUUGUCCAAAUAUGUAGUCUACUGUUUUAAUUUCUGCCCAGGUCCUACAGAUGCAGUGCAACAUCGAGCCUGUUGACGAGGGCGCCAAACAUCACGUAAGUCUCAUGACUAUUCAUAAAUGCUGAUCUAAGAUCAGGUUAACCCCGUCCAUGUAAUCUUAUUCAUUAUGAUCUAAAAGGAAAAACGGAUCCUAGAUUAGCCCUCCAACUCUAAGACGCUUUGUAAAUACAGCCCGGGGUAAGUGGCCUGUCUGUUCAGUUCAGAUUUCAAACCUAAAAAAUAAUAAUUUACACUACCGUUCAAAAGUUUGGGGUCACUUAGAAAUGUCCUUGUUUUGGAAAGAAAAGCCAUUUUUUUUGUCCAUUUAAAAUAACAUCAAAUUGAUCAGAAAUACAGUGUAGACAUUGUUAAUGUUGUAAAUGGCUAUUGUAGCUGGAAACUGCUGAUUGUUAAUGGAAUAUCUACAUAGGCCUACAGAGGCCCAUUAUCCGCAACCAUCAGUCCUGUGUUCCAAUGGCACGUUGUGUUUGCUAAUCCAAGUUUAUCAUUUUAAAAGGCUAAUUGAUCAUUAGAAAACCAUUUUUCAAUUAUGUUAGCACAGCUGAAAACUGUUGUGCUGAUUAAAGAAGCAAUAAAACUGGCCUUCUUGAGACUAGUUGAGUAUCUUGAGCAUCAGCAAUUGUGGGUUGGAUUACAGGCUCAAAAUGGCCAGAAACAAGUAAUGCGAGAAAUUGCCAAGAAACUGAAGAUCUUGUACAACGCUGUGUACUACUCCCUUCACAGAACAGCGCAAACUGGCUCUAACCAGAUUAGAAAGAGGAGUGGGAGGCCCCGGUGCACAACUGAGCAAGAGGACAAAUACAUUAGUGUCUAGUUUGAGAAACAAACGCCUCACAGGUCCUCAACUGGCAGCUUCAUUAAAUAGUACCCACAAAACACCAGUCUCAACGUCAACAGUGAAGAGGCGACUCCGGGAUGCUGACCUUCUAGGCAGAGUUGCAAAGAAAAAGCCAUAUCUCAGACUGCCCAUCUUAAUCUUUAUUUUUACGGUAGUGUGUAUAUAUAAUCUAUAUACAUACACACACAUCUCUAUCUUGCUUAUUUUUUCAGCUUACGCUGUUGCUGAAACUUGAGGACAAGUUGAACAGGCACUUAAGUUGUGAUUUGUUACCAAGUAAGUAUCCACACACGCUUAGUCCAUGCUAGGGUUGAUUUGGGGGUGUUCAGAGCUAUAUUUUGCAUGCUGUAUUUAUAAAUACUUAGGCAUUUGGAUUGAUGUUUAAAAAUAUACAGAUGAGCUGGUUAAGAAGCUAAGAGAUAAAGUUGGCUUUUUCUACAGAAACAGAUGGUGCCUUUCUCUAAGCAGUAGGAAGCAGAUAAUUCAGUCAACCUUUUAUCUGUUCUUGAUUAUGGUGAUAUUACUCUUAAACUACUACUCUUAACCCUUUGGAUGCCAUCUACCAUACUCUUGAGCUUCCUAGGGUCUCCACAGCUAAGUGAAUCUGCUUUUAGUUUUAAUGCACCUUUUUGCUGGAACAAAAUUCUAAAUAUAUUUAAUGUUGAUGUACUGGUGCCGUUCGGUCAAUUUAAAGUAUUGAUUGGGGAUUUAUUUGUGGAUGAAUGUGACUGUUUUUAUUUGUGCUUACCAUGAUUGUGUUUUUGUGUUCUUGUGUGUCUCCUUUUAUAUGUAUAUUCAUGUGUAUUUGAUAUUGAAUGAUACAGGGCGCAUUUGGAAAAGAGACCUCUGUCUUCCCUGUCAAAAUAAAGGUUCAAUAAAAUAUAAAUAUUACACAUCGAGAGUGAUGUUGUACUUUACCUUAAAUGUAUUUUCAGAUUUUUCUGAGAGAAUGAGUGGGGAAAGAUGGUUGUCAAAGGGCAGUAGGACGGAUUCAAACCUAUGCCCACACUGUAGCCAUGUGUGCCGGUUGGCGCAGCAUUAUCGCUAGACCAGCCAGGUCACAGGGUUGUUGACUUGUGUGUUUUGUGUACAGAUGAGAACGUGCAGGAGCUGGCCGUGGAGCUCGUUCAGCUGGGAUUCAUCAGCGAGGUAAGACAAGGGGUCACGACCCCUGUGACCUCACAGCACGCCUGCAGCCCCAGGCUCAAAACACUCCAGCACCAGCAGGAUUAAGAGGGCUGAGGAUGAGGCAUUCUGACAAUUUGCCUUUCAAAUGGGGUCCUGAAUUGUCUUUUUUUCUCGACCAGGGCGACCAGCCACGACUCGCUUCGGUUCUGGAAGAGGCCUUCUCCAAGUUCUACAGCCGGAACGGCUUCUUGAAUCCGGUCACCGUCUCCUCAUAGCAGAGGAGCCUCACCCCCCCCCCCCUCUCCUCAACCAUCCCCCUCGUUCUCAUCCUCUCCCACAGGACUUCGGUGUCCCUGCCUUGGCCUGUCCCCCCC